Molecule: messenger RNA, 72381 nt
Organism: Podarcis lilfordi (Lilford's wall lizard)
Lineage: Eukaryota; Metazoa; Chordata; Lepidosauria; Squamata; Lacertidae
Source: the annotation of a GenBank genome assembly
CCGCCCAGGGAAAGCAGCGCGCCUUCGUCACGCGCUGCGCCGUCUCCUAGCGACGCGAGCCAAACACUCGCGCGGCGGGAGGUUUGGGAAUCCGACUGUACCAAGGAGCCAGGUGUGCGGAGGGGUGGAGUGGGAGGCGCGCACCCACAGCGACUUUUAGAGGGGGGGGGUCUCCCCUUUCCCCACCACCACCCCCGCAAAUAAUAUUGGGCUCGCCUCUUCCGCUGAGUGAAUGGACAAGGUAAACGAACGGCGCUUCCCCAGCCCCUCAUUCCGCCUCAUGUUCCGGACGUCACUCGAUUUAAAGUAUAUAUAAUUAAUAUAUUAAUUUUUUUGGGGGGGGUGGAGAAAGGAGCCCCUCUCAAGGAGCUUCUCUCAAGAUGGAGGGGGCCCGUUCAGGUAGGCCUGGCCGAGGCGCUCCGCCGCCUCGACGCCCAGAGGUGCCGCUGGCCGAGGCGCCGACGGCCCUACAUGAUUGUGUGAGGGAAAAGUCGAGGCUUGUCCCUCGGUUGAGUUCCCGCCGAGGCCCCGCUCGCCGCCUCAGGUGAUUCCGGCGGGGUUUUUUUUAGGAAUUAGACCGUAACUCCUCUGGCCGCUCGGAAGGUUGCCUCAGGUGUUUUGCGUUUCAGUUCCGACAGGCUCGGCGCCACUCCUUUUGUUCCUUAUUAUUAUAUUUUAUUUAUUUAUCGAAUUUAUAUGCCGCCCUAUACCGGUGUGGGGGGGUGUGUGUCUCAGGGCGGUUCAGAGAAUAAAACCAAGAUAUAAAACCACGAAAUACAUGAUGAAAAGCAAAACAACAACACAAUAAGCUCCCCGCCCCCCACAAAAACCCUCACACAUUUUAAAAGGGGGAAAAUUUCCUUCCAGUAGCACCUUAGAGACCAACUAAGUUUGUUCUUGGUAUGAGCUUUCGUGUGCAUGCACACUUCUUCAGAUACCAACAGGGCUACCUACCUGUAACUAGAACAUUUUAAAAGGGUAUAGGUCAUAGGAUGUAAAUGAGAUCAAUAUCCUCUCUCAUGAGUCUUGCCUUCAAUUUCAAGUUGUAUACCCCGAGGCAGGGCCUUUUCUGUUUUUUAUAUACACACACACACACACACACACCGUAUUUUUCCAUGUAUAAGACUGGUUUCCCCCCUAAAAAAUAAUGUCAAAAAUUAGGGGGCGUCUUAUACAUGGAGGGGGGACUGGCGAUUGGUUGUCGCCCCCAAAAUAGGGGGUGUCUUAUAGAUGGAAAAAUACUGUAUAUAUAUUUACAGUCACCUAAAGAUUGUAAGCACUAUAUUGCUGAUAAUCAGUGUUAUUUCCCCCCCAGAAAAAGAGAUGUUGCCAUAUUUCAAAAAGUAAAAACCAGGACACCCCAAAAGUUGCUGAACCCUGAAAGUGGUUGAGCUUUUUUUUUAGACAAUUUUUUUUUCUUUAUUCCCCCCCCCCAAAAAAAACCUAGGUGCGCCCUAUGGGCCGGUGCGCCCUAUGGGGCGAAAAAUACGGUAUUUGUAUGGUGGCAGUGCUCCUGUUGUGACCCAUCUUGAAUCAGGACCAGAGGGUCCUGACCCACUAGUUGAAGACCAGUGAUAUAUAGAAAGGAGCUCCUGCUGCUUCAUUACAACAAUCAUGCAGCAUAGUUUGGUAGAAUUACAAAUGCUAUACAUGUCUGCUCAGAAGUAACCCCAACCAAAUUUAAUGAAACUUACUCCAAAUUGUGUAUAAGGUUGCAGCCAUAGUUAACAUAAAACUUUAUGUCUUUACAUUUAAAAGUGUGUAAAAUGGGGGAGUUAAAAACUCCAUCAGUGCUUUGUAGACUUUAUUAUGGCUUCUUUGGCUUAUUGAGGCAAAUGGAGAAUUGCAGAAGCAGGAGAUUUCGUAGCUGGCAGUCUCAGCAUAAUACUUACGUUUUACCAUUGUUGUUAUCCUCUUUUCUUGAAAGAGGGCUUGGAAUUAGAAAGAUGCUCAUAUUCUGUCUCAUUUGAGUGUUUUCUUUUUGAAGCCAAGAUCACCAUUUAUUUGUUCUAUUGUGAACAUCACUUUCAGUAAUUAGAAGUUUGGCUGUAUUUCAUUAGGAAAUCACACUGCCAAGUACAAGUCCUUGGCACAGGAUGUGUCAGUAUCUCAGCAGCUGGGUGUCAGAACAGUUUCACACACAUGAUGUUAUUGUUACAAAUUACAGAUUCAUAUACCUCAUUGAAGCUUGUGAACAUUCUGACACUAUAAAAUGAAACUUGCUUGUUUAACAAACAAUGCAAUUUAACAAAUCAUUUCUGCAUAGUUGAAAAGCAAUAACACAGCUCCACCAAAAUGGCUAGGAUCUUCUGGUGGAUAUCAGCCCUCAGAGUGAUGAUAAACAAAAGUGGGAAUGCAAUCCUAUACACAUUAUGCUGAGGAGACUUUAUAUGUAGAAUUUCUGUCAUGAAAAUAUUUACAGUACAGUGGUACCUCGGGUUAAGUACUUAAUUCGUUCUGGAGGUCCGUACUUAACCUGAAACUGUUCCUAACCUGAAGCACCACUUUAGCUAAUGGGGCCUCCUGCUGCUGCGCCACCGCCGGAGCACGAUUUCUGUUCUCAUCCUGAAGCAAAGUUCUUAACCUGAAGCACUAUUUCUGGGUUAGCGGAGUCUGUAACCUGAAGCGUAUGUAACUUGAGGUACCACUGUAUUUGUUAAAUGUACAAUCCAACUCAAGAUGAAAGAAAAUUAAAAACAAAUCUGUUAACAGUGGGAUUUAUGCAGGCUUAGGUGAGCAGACGAUGGCAGUCAGAGGGAAAACCAGUCUGUCCUACAUAGAUGUUACUAACACAGAUCUAUAUAGAUCAAAGAGCUGGUAGACGUAAAUAUAUUUACUAGCACUUGGGUUUUUCCACUUGUGUCAUCGAUGUGCGUCUCAAUAGACAAGGAACUAAAAUAAAAUAGAGUGAGAUAUUGGUGAGUAGGAUAGCAACUGGGUCAUAGCGAUGGGUGGUUUAAAAAAAACAAAAACACAAGAGAGGCUUGGCAAGCAGGAAAUGGUAAUCUGUACAUACUGCAGCACCUUAAAAAUUACUGAAAUGUGAGUAGUAGAAGAAGGGCAAGGAAAUGAAACAGUGGAAGAUGAAUGAAAUGGAAAUAAGAUUAAGUGGAAGAGUUUAUACAUAAGCGGGCUAGACACAAGACCGCUUGGCGUACUGGAUUUCAUACUUGCUACAAACAUUGAGGAAUAAUUUCAGUAGAGUGGAUUGGCAAUUCAGUAAGAGCUGCAAAAUACUAUCCAGCCAACUGCAAGAAUAAAUUUGAAAUGCAAAAUGCAGUUAUUCCUUUUUUAAAAAUAUUACCAUGCAUUGUUUAAUAACCACAGGGAUCAUCACUUUUCCCAUCUUCCCUUUGUGGUCCAAGUUUAAAGGAUUAGAUCACAAUUAAUGCAGGUGAAAGUGAGCUAGCUGUAUCACUGCUGAAAUUUUCUUUUGGAACACUCACAACACUUGCUUGCAUCUACUAUGUGAUUAAAUUCUCUGCUCUGAUUUCAGGAGGGACCUGUGAUUCUCUGUACCCACUGAGAGGAUUGCUUUUGGGGCAAUGUAGAAUCCUAGAAUCGUACAGUUGGAUGGGACUCCAAGGGUCAUCUAGUCCAACCCCUGCAGUGCAGAAAUAUCAGCCUGUAGGCAGGACACGGUGCUUGUGGAACUCAUAGGCAUCCCAGCUGGCAUCACUGCCAUUUCAUUAUGUCCCAACCCAUCAUUGAUAUGUUUUGCUUUUGUGGCAGCAGCGAAGAUUGUGAGGCAUAGCACCUAAGAGAGAAUUGUCCCUCUUAGGUCUACUGCUGAGAUAAUAUAAUGGAGAGGAGCUAGUCUUAAGUCUCUGAAAUAUUCUGAUGUAGAAAUGAAUUUAUGAGGUACCAUUGAUACAGUACCAGCUUAAAGAAACUCUCCUCAUACAUUGACAGAAAAGUACUUAAACGAAUUAUAAUCUACAUCUUAGGUUUCCCCCACCUUGCAGGUGUCACUUGUGAAUAUUGCUUCAGUGACAGAGGGCCGUUUAAUUCUGCAGACUCAUAAAUACUGGCCUAGCACUGCUGUAUGGAGCAAUGUUGAGAUUCCAAGAAGUUGCUAAGCAUGGUACUCUUAUGCCCAUUUCUACUUGCUCAAAGACCUUGAUUGCAGGAAGAUACACUAUUCAACAGAAACUUGGGCGUGGAAGCUUUGGAACUGUCUACUUGGUUUCUGACAAAAAAGCAAAAGAAGAAGAAGAACAAUUGUAAGUGUUACAUACGGUGAAAUAACUUGUGUGUAGUUUUUUUUAAAUCCUCUUACAUAUAUCUGAUUUGUUUACAUCUUUAAUUAUUGUCUUCAAAGAUAAAUGAUGAAACACAAUGGAUUAAUGUUUGUCUGCAUGGAGUGUUCAGCCUGUUUCCCCUAAUGUUAAGCGGAUGGAGAUCUAAAAUUGAUUUAAAGCAUCGGCCCUUCAGUUUGUUUUAGUUUCUUCCCCUACUUUCUCCUACUUUUCUCAGUUCUUUUUCAUUACUUCUGUUUUUUGUAGUUUUCAGAACUGAACCAAGCUGAUUGUCCCAAAGCUAAUUCAUAUGUAUUUUGCAAAUUCAGGUUUGUGUAUCUGCUAGUCAACUCCUAGCUGCUACUGUAAAGCAGUUCUCUAAUUGACAGGCAACAGCUACUGCAGCCUGUGAGGGAAAGGAGAAAACUCCUGAGACCUUAGCUUGGUACAAUCAAUGGGUUCUGAGCUGGUGGUGACUGACUUUAAAAGGGGUCACAGUGGAUAGUUUGGUGAAAAUGACCCUGUGUGCAACAGCUGUAAAUAGAGCAAGUUUUAAUGUAUGGAUCAUUAGGAAAGGGGAUUGAAAAGAAGGCUGUCAAUAUUAAAAUGGGUUCAUAUGAAACUGCGGUGUGACCACACUUGGAAUACUGUGCAUCUUUCUGGUUGGUACAUCUCAAAAAGGUAGCAUCAAAGGAGGUGCAGGAGAGGGCAAACAAAAUUAUGAGGGGGCUUCACCUAUAAAGAAAGACCAGACAGUUGUGGUUUUUUAGUUUAGACAAAAUGUGAGAAAGGGGGCAGGGCAUGAUAGUGUUGUAUAAAACCAUGCAUGGUAUGGAAAAGGGAGAUAGAGAGUUUUUUUUCCUUCUCAUAAUACUAAAUACUUAAAACUCGGGGUUAACCAAUGAAACAGAAUGGCAAGAGAUGCAGGAAUUCGACAAAAUGAAGUUCUACAUACAGUACGGAGUUAAGCUAUGGAAUUUCACUACUGCAACUUUUAGUGAUGGUCACCAUUUUAGAUGGUUUUAAAAUGAGAUUAGGCAUAUUCAUGGAAGAGAAGUUAUCAGUUGCUAUCAAUGUUGGUCCUACAGUCAGUAUCAGGAGCAGCAUGUAGAAAGAAUGGCCAGUUUUGUCCUCAUGUGCUCCUUGUGAGACCCAAGGUACAUCUGAUUGGCCAUUUGAGAAACAGGAUGCUAGACAAGAUGCUCCUAGUGCAGUAUGUUUAAUCCAGCAUCCUGUUGGUCUGACCUAGCAAAGCUUUUUCUUUUCUUUUGGCUCGUUUUACUGGCAGUAGCAGCCAUAUGCUGCACAAUUAGAGUCAGAUGAAUUCGUUAAUUUCAGAGAUAAUAUAUUAUUCAGAAAAGGUGAAGCUGAGUAUGCCCCCAUUACUCUUCUUUUCAUGUAGAUUUAAAUCCCUUAAUCUAUGACAAUAAUUCUUCAUGUCCUUGAGCAAAGUACUUUUGGUUACCUUUUCACAUAUAGAACUUUGCAAUUUAGUCAUGUACCAGUUGGGGGAGCCAGUGUAUAACUCAUGCCACUAUAAAGCACUCGCUUCUCCCUGAGGAUUUACAGUUGCUUUCACCAAAACUGAAAGUUAACCUCAGCUGCACGUUUUGGAAAAGAGAAGUUUAUUUAUAAAUACAGCAGAAGGUAUCACAAUUUUCUGCAUGGAUGUGACAUGCGUUUGAAUAUUUCUGCAUCGAUUUUUAAUUAUCUAUUUUUAAAGGAGAGAACUUUUGUCUACCAAAAUUAGUUUCGAGGAAUGAGCUAAGAAUUGUGGAUCUUUAAGCAUUCUGCUGCUUAAAUGUCAAAUUCUCACCACUGAGCAAAACUAUUCUGGCUCAGAAUUAUUUUUGCACAGUUCUGUUUCCAGCAGUAUUUCUGCUGCAAAAGCCUUCCUCUGCUGUGAUGCAAGUGCAGAGGUCAAUAAUGAGCUUCCAGGGUGUUAUGCUGCCUUUCCUACUAGUCUUAUUAAACCUCUCAGCAAGCCAAGAACUGCCUUUUUGCUAAUGUCUUGAACACAUGCUUUGUUACUCAGUUUUGAAAAGAACACAAUUUACUGUUACUACAAUAGCUGUGACUUUUCAAUACCUAUUUUGUCAUGUCCAGGUUGCUUCUAGGGUAGGUGCCUCAUUACCCCAACUUUUUUUAUUUGAAUUCAUAUUGUUUAGUCAUUACAACAUGUGCACCCCACCAGCAACUAGUUAAAAUUUAUGAAGUACCUUAGGCUGUAGUCCUGCACCCACUUAUCCAGGAGUAAGCACUGUUGAAACCAAUGGAGCUUACUUCUGAGUAGACAGCAAAGUUGAAUCUGUUGAGAACUUGCAUUUUACCAGCAGAAUAAGCUCAUGUAUACAAAAGGCAUACAUGGGAUAAUAUGUCUGUCUGUACAUCUUGGCGAGUGCCACAAACAUUUCCCCCUUGUCAUAAUGAAGUUUAUUCAGCUUCCCUGAAUGGUUACAUUUAGCAUCAUGCAGCAGAUCUCAAAAUAAAGCUGGAAUUUGCAAAAUCCCAAACGAACUUGAGGCCUGUUUGUGGUUUUCCAAUGCUUUAGAGAUAAUUUAUUAGAGCUGCACUGAUUUAAUGCUCUUUCCAAGAUAACUAUAGAUAUCUGGCACAGACCAGUUUGAGAAUUACUGGUAACUGGAGGGUAAGAAGUUGGAUAGCGGUUUGGCUAUGCAGUCUCUAUUCCUUUUUGUUGACAGCUCUGCUGGCGAUCCUGCUUUUUUGUUCCCUUUCUGUGUUUGCUCUGCUACAUUGCCUCCUGUUGCUGAGGUAGCACCCACUUUUGCUACUGGGCAGCACACAGUGCUACUCACUGGCUGAUGGUCAAAUCAGACAGAACCACUAAAAGACUUAUUCGUUGCGUUUCUAUCCCACCUUUUCCUUCAGGGAGCUCAAGGCGGUGUACAUAGCUCCCUCCAUCUUUAAUCCCCACAAUUGGCUCGGAGGCAGUGACUGGCCCAGUGAGCUUCAUGGCCGAGUGGGGAUAUAAACCCUGGACUCUCAGGUCCGAGUUCAACACUCUAACCACUUCACUGUCCCGUGUUCUGACCCUGUAUGGACUUCCAGAGAAACAGCCAAUGAAUAUUGUGUGGGAAGGGGGCAAUGAGCCGCUCUGUGGGAUGCAGUACAUUCACAUGAUUGUUUCUUCUUCCCAUUUAAUGAUUCUGGGCCAUUGGCCAGGAGUCCCUGCCCGAAGUUCAUUAGGAAGACCUGAAAUCUGCUGCCCAACCGUUAUAGGCUGUUCAUGCGGUACCUAACACUCAAAACCUGUUUUAAAACUGUUAGUUAAAUAUUGAUUUCUAGCCUCUCUGGCGCUUUAUUUUUGAGAUUUGUGGAGCAAAUCACAUUGGCACUUUGCAAACACUGUGUAUGGCUCCAGGCCCAUGCUUUUCUUACAUUUCAUUUUAAUCUUGGCUCAUGUUGUUGUCCCUGUGCUAACAUGUCACUCAGUUCCUAGAUCAACAGAAAGUUCUGUUCUCUAUGAAUGCUGAAUUUGUACAACUUCACUCCAUACACAUCUAUGAACCAUUAGACUCUCCAAUACAUUAUCUCCCUAUAAGAAUGAUAUAUAAAACAAUGUUUUGAAGCAGAAUUGUGAAUUUGGUGGGUUUUGCUUCUGUGGUAAGAAAUCGGAUAAAAUUAACAAGAUGUCUAGAACUGUUUUUGGGUGGUAACAUGUAGUGUUACAGAAAAUUAUUUAAAUAGGUAUGCAUUUUGCUGUUUUGCAUAAUUUAUUUGGCUUUUCCUAGCCAGGCAGGAUAAAUUAAGAACUACUGGCAGAGCAGUGCUGCUUUACAAACCUGCCUACUUGAAGCCCUGCUCUCAAACCUUUUGUUUCCCCAGACUGCUGUGUUUUCAAACUAGAAGAUCUAGCAACUUACAUUUUUGUUGUUUAAAACAUUUAAAGCAGAGAUGCUGAGGACCUGAAUUCUAUGCCACAUGCAGAAUGCUUGGUGGGUGCAGCCAUAGACAUUAAACCAUACACAGGGAGAGCCAUGAAUACAGGAACCUAGGGGAGCAGCUCUUGUUGUGAGGCUAAAAUGUGGAGGAGAUCAAUACAUGCCACCCUGAGCUUCUUGGAGGAGAUGGGAUGUAGGUAAGAAGUCAGGACAUAGCUACACCUAGAACAAAACACAAUCUCCCUAUCGAACUGUGAUUCUUUGAGGGGUAUUGGGAUACCAAACAGCUCCCUCUGCAAACUACAAUUCCCACAUUUUUUGUGGUGGAAACAUAACCGUUAAACUGUUGCAAAACUGUUGUAUGUUUGCAGUGUAACUAUGUGUUUUGUCUUUGCUACAUUCAUAGUUUUUUUUGGGGGGGGGUUGCUAACCUCCCCCUUAUUUGUAGGGUUUCAUUGCAACUGAACAAAAUAUUUUGAAGUCACUCAGUCACCAUCACCACACAAAUUAGAUAAUGCAGGAAGUUUGUGUACUGUUUACAAGAGAAAACCUUGUAACUUAUUCUUAAAGUCUUAUAGCUCCUGGGUAGGAAUGAAAACAACUUAUUCAUUAGAGAGGAUCAAGGCAUAUAGCACCAAUACAAGACAAAAAAUAGUGCUCCUUGUAAUAUGUUAUGAUCCCGUAGUUUGCAUCCUCCCUUUCUAAUUAUUUUUCAGUGCGCCCCAUAUUGUAAUUGCAUGUCACAAACAUACUCAACUAAGUCAACAUAAGGGUGGCGCUGUGGUCUAAACCACAGAGCCUAGGGCUUGCCGAUCGGAAGGUCAGCAGUUCGAAUCCCCACGACGGGGUGAGCUUCAGUUGUUCGGUCCUAGCUCCUGCCCCCCUAGCAGUUCGAAAGCUCAUCAAAGUGCUAGUAGAUAAAUAGGUACUGCUCUGGUGGGAAGGUAAACAGCAUUUCCGUGCACUGCUCUGGUUUGCCAGAAGCGGCUUAGUCAUGCUGGCCACAUGACCUGGAAGCUGUCUGUGGACAAAUGCCAGCUCCCUCAGCCUAUAGAGUGAGAUGAGCGCACAAUCCCAGAGUCGUUUGUGACUGGACCCAACAGUCAGGGGUACCUUUACCUUUACUUUUAAGUCAACAUAACAGUAUUGGGAAAGAAAGAAAAAAUAGAGGGGACUGCGAGGAGAGGGAAAGGAAGUUUGCAAUCAGAAACAGCCAAUUCUGUUCCUCCUGGGUAGACCACUUGUUUGGAAAAAUAAAUGAUUAAUUACCCUUUAACUCACGUUAAAUUUAACUCACAUUUAACUCACAUUAAAUGCCAGUAUAGCCUUUUCAGAUGACUUGCUGGGACUCCCUCCUCUCCCUAUGGUACGUUACCACUUUGCGUAGAGCAAGCAAAGAAAAACCCUCUCCGUUAAACGUGCUGACAGGCCAUUGUUACCUUAUUAAACCAGACACUGGCUUUCCAUACAAAUGUCUCUCAUCACAAUUGCCUGUAACUCCUGGGAGUUUCCUUUCCUUCAACUCCCUUUUAAAGGCCACUUCCCCAAUUAAUAUAUAUCUCCUUUUCUUUUUAAAAAACUUCUAAUGCCUAAGUACCCAAGUCUUAUUGAAGUGUGGCCACUGGAAGACGUUGUAGUCUUCUCGGGGUAACGAAAGUCCCCAUCCGUUUCAUAAAAAGGAGGCUGUUCUAAAGGCAUGCACGACCAAGCAGCAGAAGUACACAGCGGGCAGUUGGGACUUGGAAGCCAUAAAUAUGCAAGAGGUGUUAAUAUGUCCCCUCGGUGGAAGUCGCAUGCUGAGAAGCGCCAAGCACCCAGCACCGUUCCUGCAUGUGGUAAUGGUGGGGUGUCACCACCACUUCUGCCCCUGACUUGCAUUAUCCCAUUAAUCCCGACUCAUGCUAGGAUUCCUUGGAAACGGCGCACUUAGCUGAAUAAUUUAUGGCAUGUCUCUCAAUUAUUUAUGCCUUCUUAUUACAACUGAAAUGAAAUCUAAAGGUGGAAGGAACUCUGUAACUUAUGAAUAUCUAAGAGACAAUCAGCGGAUUGCUGUGUAGUUAAAUCCCUGCGUUUGCAGGGCCUGUUUGUUUCUCUGAAGGUAUUCCAAAGAGAACAUUCCGCUGAAGCUGAAUCGAUUAAUACAAUAACAAAUGGCUCCCUGCUGGUUGCGCUGCAUUUGUUCAUCUAAUCAUGCUGCUUGCCUUUUCUUCGAUGGCAUUGAGUUCUGAAAAUAAAAUUAUAUAUAAUGUAGAAAGAGACGGAGAGAGAGGAGGCGGAAGAAUAGAGGGAGAGAAAGCUCUUUUCAGGUCAUAGGGUGUUUAUUUGUUUGAACAAAUAUGCUCUUGCUAUAACCUUUUAGAUAGGAAUUUCUUUAGUUUCAGCACGUAUGAAUUUCUUUAUACAGUGUCAUUGUCUUUCUGGAAUAGGCUCUUUUUUUUGAGGGGGGCGGGAGUUUAAUUUACCAUAGCUGACAUCCAUCAUGCCCAGGGAUAAUAAACAUGACCCCUGCAGAAUUCAUAGACUUUGUUUCUGAGGUGACAAAGUGAAUUAGCCACCUCCUUGUUAGCUGAUAAAGGCAGAGCCAACGUGUCUCUUUGUGAACUCCAGUUACAUUAUCAGAGAAAAUGUGGAGUGCACCUUCACAUCAAGGCCUCUCCGAGUGAGGUGAGAAAACCACUCUGUACAGACCUUACCACCUUGCAUGUGUGCGAAUUAGAUGUUCAUUCUUAUGUCAAGUGAAAGAGACAGGGUGGGGUUGGAGAAUGCUCAUCAGUUAUCAAGGGAGCAAAGUCUGACCAUGUGGACUCUGGUUUAAGCCCAUGAGAAGUUUCAGGGGACCCAAAUGAUAGGAUUGCUUCAUUGGUCUUCUAACAGUGUAAAUCAGCUGGAUGAGCAAGGAAUCACACACUGUCUGUUAAAAAAAAUACCGUAAAUCUCUCAAGUGAAGGCAUAAAGUUAUCAGAUAAUUUAAAAAAUGGAUGGUUAGCAAAGGCUGCAUUCCCUUUUGGGCAAAUCUCUAGAGGUCACAUGCCAGUUGUGGGUGGGGACAGAGGCAAAAGUAGGCAGAGCAAUGGAUGUACAUAUUUUGUGCAGCAGGUUGUUUUCUAUACUGAUCCCCCUCUCUAUCAUCCAUCUAGGUAAGCAAGAAGUAUAUAUUAGAGUUUAUGAACACAUUCCAGCUAGGCAAAAAGACUCGAAGAAGUUGCAAAGGCCUGUGGGGGAGGAGGGGGUGUAAAUUGGGGAGGGUCUGAAGGGCCAGUCUGAAGGCCUAGAGGAUUGAAUCUGGCCCCUGGGCUGGAGGUUCCCUGCCCUGGAUUUAGAACCUCAUCCCUGUGCUAUGAUUAGCAUCCAAAAGUUCUUGCUCUGUCUGUGAUCCUUUGGAGAAGCAAAGCUACAUAAGGAAAAUGCACUUCAUAGUGUACAGUGUGGAUUUACCCCAAAAAAACAACAACACUUGAGUGCUUUGAAAAACUGCUCUUAGAAGAAAUGUUGACACACCCACACCUGCCCCACAUCCUGACUACUUGCUUACUUCUGAUUAAUUUGUUGGAUUUUGUUUUCCUAGAAAUUUGGAUAGGCAUCCAAAUGAGCUAAGUCUCAUCUCAGUCUCUGAUAUCCUUUUGCUGAUAUGUCACAAACUCAUUCAUUUCCCAGAGCAAGGAGAAUUUGUCAGUUAACUUGUUGCUGUGACAAAUAAUGUCAUUGUUCCUCAUCUGAAAGAAGUUUCAAAGCUCCAUUUCACUGUUUUUAUUCCUCUACACCACUGGUCACAUCCACUAAACCUAUUGAAUGUUUGUGCCAAUAACCUGUUAGAUGACUGUACAGUCAGAAGUUCAGCAAAGUGAUUAAACUUCCCACAGUAGACAAAGUGUAGCAGAGGUUGUUUUAUUUAGUAAACGCAAAAUACACUAUACACAGUUGUUUUGAGAAGGCUUCUCUCUCUGAGCCCAGAGAGGGCUUUCAAAGUCCUUGCUUGAAGUUCUCAGCAAGUCCAAAGUUUCCAAAGUCCUGCAACUUUAGCCUUCUGUUUGUUCUUCACAAGUCUUUCCAGUUCUGUCUCCAACAAUCCUUCUCCAUAAUUAUUCACACUUCUCCACCACAGAAAGCUGUAAUUGGAGCAUCUGAUAUAGGCCAGCACUUCUUGCCAGUCUGCACAGCAACAUAAAUAAUCAAUCAAUGAGACAGUCACAAGUACUCUGCAGCUGCAGCCUGGAAAAAUAACCCUUUUGGAGAGUUAUCAUUUAUUGAAAAUUAACUCAUUCCUUGGCAAGCCCCUCCCUUCAUUCAUAAUACUACAUCCAUAAUAACUUCUGAUCAGAACUUGUCUUCAUAGAAACGGUAUUACUUACACUUUAGAUGAUUCUGGAUCCUUAUAGUUGCAGGAUCACAGUGGCGAGGUCAGGGCGAGAGAGGUAAGGGACCAACUGCUUAGCUUGGCGGAGAUGAAAAAAUGCCGCCUUUUUAUAGCUUUAACCUGUGCCUCCAUAGAAAGGGAGGCGUCAAAGAUUACACCCAGAAGGCACUGGCACUAGUUGCGCCCCCACAAGGGAUGGGAGUUGGCCCCCCAACCCCAUAUCGUCUCGACCCAGCCAAAGGACCUCUAUCUUUGAAGGAUUUAACUUCCGUCAGCUCCCACGUAGCCAUCCAGCCACAGCUUCCAAACAUCUGAACAGUGUGUCUGAGGCCGAGUCAGGGUGGCCGUCCAUCAACAGAUAAAGCUGGGUGUCAUCAGCAUACUGAUGACAGCCCAAACCAAAAUUUCGGACGAGCUGGGCGAGGGGGCACAUAUAGAUGUUAAAAAGCAUCAGGGAGAGAAUUGCGCCCUGCGGUACUCCACACACCAAGGAGUAGCAUGAUGACAACCCCCCCCCCGUGCCACCCUCUAUCCCUGACCAGAGAGGAACGAGCGCAGCCAUUGAAGGGCUGCGCCCCGAAUCCCCACAUUGGGGACAUAGUAGAUCUAUGUUGGAGGCCAGCUAUGGUUACAACUUAGCAGGUUUGCCCAAAACUGUGGUUUGCAAACCCGUUUCAAAUAACGUUUUUGCCCUAAUCAUAGUUGACUCUAACCAUUGUUAUCUCCAGUACAGACAUUUCAUUUACAGUACAGAGGGUAUCAUUUGCACAGAGAAGGGUUCCUGCGUCUAUGCAGCACCUUCCCAGUCUACAAGCCAUUCCUGAUCUCUACAAAGCUAUAUUUCAUGAAACACAGUCUUCCAAAAUACCUUGUAAACACAUUGUUUAGCCCUUGACCCUGAAACCCCCAGAGAAAACUUUGUUUUCCAUUGAAAUUAGCAGUGACUGGCAUGUGUGACAUUUAAGCUUGAAAAGCGAGGCAAGCUCACAGUGGCGGUAAUGAUUCUGGGUCCACAGACAAGCCAGAGGAAUAAGGAAUGGCUUGAAAACAACUUUAUCAGAGUCUCUAAGACAAAUCUGCAACAAACUUGUGCAGCAACUUCUAGGCCUUUGGAACAGCCUGGAUCAUGUGACCUUAGGACAAGUCACCAAAUUACCAGCUUCUUAAUACUAAAAGACUUCUCUCAUUUAUAGGCUCUGUUAUCACAUCUUCCCCUUAAUUAUUAGACAAUAACAAUAAAUAAAUAAAUAAAUAAAUAAAUGACAAUUUUGAAACAUAUGGAUUGAAAUUACUGAUUAAAAUGCACUAUCCACAGAAAAUGAGUUAUCUUUGCCAGUUAAUUACACUUUGCUAAUUCAUACUUAUUUACAAGUUCUAGAAUUUUUAUCUUCCUAGUAGAAUGCUUCAGUGUUCAUCAUGGGUCACUAUGGGCCCUGCUGUCAAAUUCUUCUUGAUAGCAUCAUCUGAUAGAAGCUGGAAUCAGUACUUUCGGAUACAUCUGAGGGAUAUCCUGGAAUGGCUUAUAUGUUACAAUGGUUAUGGGACAAUAAAUUGACCCUGGCUGCGGUGCCAGAUUACCAGAUUGGCCUCUGGGCCUCAUGCCUUUUAGGGGUCAACGGAUCAAAAUAAUACUGAUUUGAUCUUGAAAGAAAAUUACAAUCAAGUUUUCUUAGUUGAAUGUUAUUCCAAUAGAGCAUAUGCACAAGGGCGGCGGGGGGGUGGAGAGCAAGAUUUCGACUGCCAUGGGGCCUCCACGGGGUUUAAUCCAGCACUGCCUGCCUGUCUGUAUUCCAUAAGACUCUGGAUAUGGCUGUUCUACAACUGUCCCAUUCUGGUCUCAAGUACAGUGGUACCUUGGUUCUCGAACUUAAUCCGUUCCAGGAGUCUGUUUGACUCCCAAAACCAUUCGAAAACCAAGGCACAGCUUCCAAUUGGCUACAGGAGCUUCCUGCAGCCAAUCGGAAGCCAUGUCGGACUUUCAGCUUCCAAAAAACAUUUGCAAACCAGAACACUCACUUUUGGGUUUGUGGCAUUCGGGAGCCAAUUUGUUCAACAGCUAAGCCAUUCAGGAACCAAGAUACCACUGUAUAAGAACAAUUCCUCAGGCAUACCCUGUCCCCUGAUUUAAAUUCUGGAACAUCACAGGCUGCCUUGUCAAAUGAUUUUUAUUUUUAUUUUGUUUCAGUUUUUGGAUUCUCUUCAUCAUCUUGAUAUUACUGUUGUCGUUAAACUGUAGUAAAUAAUCAGUUAUGGGCAAAUAAACUAACAUGGUUUCCCAUCAGAGUUGCUCAGAGGACCUAAAGAGAUAGGUGAGAGCUAUUCUGAUGGCUUCUAUUAACCAAGUGAGUGUCAUUCUAACGGCUUCCAUUGUCAUCAGCUGAUCAAAAUGGAAUCAGGUUCAGAUCCCUGAAUCCAAAGCGACAGAGAUGGGCACCGUGAGGUGUGAAGUUCAGUUAACAUGACUGAUCCCGAAGAAGCUGGCAGAGAGUUUUCUUUACUUUGUGAAUCUUUUUCCUGAAACAAAACAUUACUUUGAUGAGACAGCCUGUGACCUUCCAGCAUUUAAGCCAGAAAACAGGAGAGCAAUUCCAAGAGAUUCAUAGAGCUUAAAGCCAGUAUUAUCUGUCUGUCAGACUAGCCCUACAAACAAAUCCUGGUAUUCCUUGGUAAGUGGCCAGUACUCAUACACAGCAAUAUUUCACAGGCUGCUAGACCUAGGAUGGAUGUCACAUUCUUGGGUACAAUAAGGAACAAAUGCCACAUUUUAGUUUUCUCACCUUCAGCAUCCCCGGUUAUUAUAAAUGGCCUCUCCCGCAUCAUGUAAAAAUAAAAUAAAAUAAAUCGAUAAUUUGAUCUUACCAGGUUUCUCUUCCUAUGGUUAUUCAACAUACCCAUGUUUAUCAGAAUUCAGAACUGCUUUCACUGACUCCACUGUGCAUCCAGAAAACUACUUCCAAUAUAAUUCAGCUGAUUCCUCACUCUGCACUUCUGGGUCCACAGGCAAACGAGAGGCAUGAGGAACGGCUUGAAACUACUUUAUUCUUUGGAGCUUCUGCGACAAAGCAUGUGCAGCAAUUUAUAUUCCUUUGGAAGUGUUUGGAUCAUGUGACCUUAGGGCAAUCCCUCAAACUAGCAGUUUCUUAAAACUAAAGGAAUAUCUAUAAAUUAAAAACCCUGUCAUCAUUGCAGUGGCUCAUGGAUAAAACAGCUCUGAACUGUAGAUGGCAGUGAUGUAACAUCAAGAGUGCCUUCCAAGAAUUGCUAUACACAUUCUGUGUUCAGCAAUGCUCCUAAUAAUUAUUUUCCGAGUCUGCAGGAAUUUUUAUUUUAAUUAAACUAUAAAUAUUUAAGUUUCGGUUUAAGGGGAGGAAAGAGCUUUAAAAAGGUAAUCAAAGUAUUUAUAAUUUUCCUCGGAGAAAAGUACAAAUGGGCUUAAGAGAGAGGCGUUAGCAGGAAGACUUUUUUUAUCUUUAUUACUCAUGCUUGUUCAAAUAGUUCAGUGUCCAUUCUUUCCUCCAUCUGUAGAUUAAGGACUUUAUUUUUCAAGAUAAUUUCCCUGUACUAACAGGAAAACUUCCUACUUGAAAAACUUAAUGGGGAAAAAUACAUCAAGUAAAAUUGAAUUUCUUUUGUACGUGGAUUUAUCAGCUUCAGUAGCUUGGAGGGAAUAACAAGCAAAAUAUUAACAAUAUAUCUGAAAUGAACCCUUAUUUCCCAUAUUAGAGCUUCCUUUUCCACAGGAAAAUGCUUGAACUCAAGCUUGGGUGAACCUCAGAAGGGACUGAGGUUCUACUUUUAUGCCUCACACCCCAUAAUAUGCAUAUAGUAUGCGUAAGAGGCAUUCACAAUUGAGCAUAGAAAUCAUGAUAGAGAAAGAGGUUCUCACUUAAUGUGUGGGCUAUGUAGGGCCAUAGCAUUUAAUUCCUUUAUUUUGUACUGGUGUUUGUUUGUGGCUGGACCAAGGUUGGCUUUUCCUUAAAAUUAAGUAUAUGUUUUGCACUGUGGUGGUUUAUGCCUAUUAUUAUCAGUUAGCAAAAGUGCUACAGCUUGUUUACAAGGAAUUCAUGGUGAAAAGCAGGAAUAAAACUUUCCUUGACAGAAAAAAUGCUGUGGAUAUAUUGCCGUCCAUCACCCUCUCAACAAAUGUCCAAGAACAGCUGCAGCAGCUUCUCAGCAUGGAAUGUCAAUCUGUAAACACCCAAUUUAUAGACUGUAAAGUGGCUUUCUGCACAUAAUGGUGUCAUAUGUAUAAUAGUAUUUUGCAGAGGGAAGUAAACAACUUACAAUCAGUGUUAAAGUGACAGAUUUAUGACUAGACUGUUGAGUUUCUUGCUAAUAAAAAUAAAUUAUCAACACCCUCCCAAGUGCAAACAAGUAGAGAAAAUGAUGUUUUCCCAUGUGGAAUUAUCUUGCAUUUGUCAAAAAGAUCUGAGGCUUUUAAUGCCACAUCUAAUGAAUUAAAAUAUUCUUAGGUAAGAUUACUAUUUACAGAAUUUAUUUAGGAAACUUUCCUGCUUGCUUUAUCAGAAUUCAUGUAGGUUUUCUCAACUUUAUAGAACACACAGCUCACUUUGAUCUAGUGAAAUGGUUGCUAGAUUUAAGUAAUAUGAACUUGAGGUGUAUAUCAUUAUCUGUCUAUCUAUCUAAAUAAAAUCCCCUCUAGUCCCAGUUGCUCAUGGUAGAUCAGGAAUAAAAUCUCCUGUCCUGACUCUCCCCCUCAGGCCCAGAACCCAAACCAAAACCAUGGCUGGAGAUUCUGAAAGUUUUAUUAAUUCAGUAAAGCCUUCCAACAUGGGUCUACAGGUUACAGCUAGGUAAAGCAUGGCAGUGUCAAAUGAUAAAUGUCUAGGCUUGGCUAAAAUGUUGAUCAAACCGCCUGUGCUCUCCUUUUGAAGAGCAGGGUGAGCACAGCUACUUGCAUGGUUGACAUCACGAGCCUCAGGGGGUGCCUUCUUGCCUCCUCCCCAAAGCCUAGUAAGAGCCUCAUUUGGGAAGGAGGUGUGAGGGAAGGAGCUGUGCAAGGCCAAAAUUUGACUCCCAUCCCCCCAGCCCUCGCAGUGGCUUCCCAAAGCUGGGUAAGGGAGGCACUGGGCUUUGGGAAGGAGGUGAGAGGGCUCUGACAGGGUCCUAGAGUCCUCCCAACUUCUUCCCAAAGCCUAGUUAGUGCUUGCCCAGAUGUGGGAAGGAAACAGGAGGGCUCUAGGACCCUGUCAGAACCCUCUCACCUCCUUCCCAAAGCCCAGUGCCUCCCUUACCCAGCUUUGGGAAGCCACUGCGAGGGCUGGGGGGUUGGGAGUCAAAUUUUGGCCUUGCACAGGGCACCAUAUUACCAAGGUCCACUGCCAUCCAAGCCUUUGCUUAGAACUGAGGAGGUGCAAGCGCCUCUAGUGAGCCAGCUUUUUUUGCACAGUCCCAGUAAGCCAUAGUUAGCUUUACCAUCAUGUGUGAACUAGGGCAGUGUGGCCUACUAAAUGAGAUGCUGGAGUCAAACCUGAUUGACCUGAGUUUGAAUCUCUGCUGAGCUAAGGAGUUACUGACUGUUGUUGAAUAUGUCAGUGUCUCUCAGUCCUUCAUUUAUGCAGUCGAAAUAAUAUGGACUUACCUUGGAAGUUUGUUACAUUGCUGAACAAGGAUUAUACAUGGUACAUUGAAAGUGCAAGUAUUGAAAACCAACAGAUACCUUGCAAAAGCCAUGAGCUUUUAUAAGCAAGAGCCAUUCAUCAGGUAGAUGGUUCAAAUUGGAUUCCAUAAUGUACAUUUUUGGACAGUGUUCUCGAAGCUACAAACAUGAGUCUGACCAAACUGUGGGAGGCAGUGGAAGACAGGAGUGCCUGGCGUGCUCUGGCCCAUGGGGUCACGAAGAGUCGGACACGACUAAAUGACUAAACAACAACAAUGUACAUUUUUAAUAAUCAAAAUAGCAGGGGCACAAACAUAGCCUGCAGAAUUGGGAAAUGGCGGUAGGAAUAUGUGUUGAAAGUCUCUUGUAAAAGUUGUUGAUAUGUUGAAUGACAGUCCCCACUGAUUAGAUGGUUUUUUAAAUUGUGCCAUAUUACAAUUUUUGUUCAUGGGAGUUAUCUUCUGGGGCACCCCCUUGGAAAUGAUGAUGGUAUAGAUAGGAGUUUUUGUUUGCAAAUAUGUGCUCUUCCAGAUGGCUCUGGUUUUGAGGACUUGAAGACUUCAUGUCAAAGGCAGAGAGGUUCACAAUUUGUUUUGUGUGUCCAAUAGGGGGUUUAGAUCCAUUGCUUGAAAUUUAGGAAGUUAAUUAUUUAAUAAGUAUCUAGUAACAUCUGCCCAUCAUUACGAAUGAUUGUGCCACUUAUUAUGCAGGACCAUGCUAUUCCAAGUGGCUGCUUUUCUACUGCUUGUGGCAGCCUAACAUAGUCACAAUCCUGUUAUGUGCUCCUCUAGCUGCGAAACAGAAAGCACAAAAAGUUCACUAGAAGAAGAAAGCUAAAGUACCAGCUACCACACGACCCGUGUAUGGGAGGCAUCAGUCCAUAUAGGGUGAUGGCAAAUGUUCUGUAUAAUAAUGCCCAAGUACCCUCUUUGGAAGAGACCAGUGGGUAGGAGACGUGAAAGGUGACAAGAAGCGCUUGAAUCCCACUGCAAUAUCAAGGAGUUCACACAAUGUUUAGAACAGCAGUUCCUUGACUCCUACCCCACCCCGCAAACCACUUGAAAAUUGCUAGCGGUAUUGGUGGAUCACUUAAAUAUUUUUUUGCCUGUUGUAGGAGUUGUAAUGUGCUGGACCAGGUGCUGUGUGGUUUUUAAUUGUAUUGUUAUUGCUGCUUUUAUUUCUUGCAUUUCAUUCCAUAGAAUCCCAAUUGUAAUACUGUACAAUAAAAUGCAGCGUAAGAAAUAAAAGGAGCAAUAAAAAUACAAAAAAAUAACAAUCUAUGUAAAUAUUUAAUGUAGACAUGCCAUGGGCCACCUGAAUGAAGGUCGCAGACCCCUGGUGGUCCAUAGACCACAGUUUGGGAACCCCUGUUUUAGAACACUGUACUAUACAACAUAUAUGCAUGUGUCUGUGUGAAAAGAACAAGCUUUUGGAAAGGGAAACUCAAGGACAUUGUAGAAUGCACACUACAACUGAAAGAUCACAGGAGACAACACUUUAUUUAGGUGAUAAAGGAGAUGGAAAGAGCAGUGCAAUAUAAACGUGGCCUCUGCAAGGCAAUCCCUAGCUUUGAGCUGAGGAUGGUGUUGCUGUUGGUAACAAUCAUUUUGGAUGGGGGGGGCAGGGAGGAAGCUAGAACUUAGCUUGUCCACAGCACACAUCUACACCCUAAUUACAUAGGUGCAGUUGCAGGCAGAAGAGGGACAAAUGCGGUGACUGUUAGUCUCCCAGGGACUAGCUUGGAGCACAUAUUUUUUCCUUCAUCCAGUCCUAUGGGUAGUAGAGACCUGGACUUCCAGCUAACGAGGCCAGUACUGAGCGGUCUCUUUGUGGAGAUGUACGAGAGUAAAACUGUAAGUUGGGAUAGCACUGUUGCGCUCAGUCCUGCUUGUGGGCUUUGCAUAGGCAUCCAGUUAGCCGCAGUGAGAACAGGAUGGUGGACUACAUGUGACUUUGGCCUCAUCCAGCAGGACUCUUGAAGAAGGUAUUUGCAUGUCCAGAGUAAUCAUGCACCACGGUAUGCAUACCUAACAAGAGUGUCCCAAUAUAAAUCAAGGUCAGCAAAUGCAAACUAGAGCACUCUUGCCUUGGCUGUCCUUUUCCCAGGUAAAAUGAGGAUAACUGAAAUCAAGAUGUUAUAAGGGAUACAAAAAAACAACAGUAAGGCCGAGCUCCUUAAGAACAGCCCUUGUUUUAUUUUGUUCUCCUAGCUAUCGGGAUUGUUGUGCUUUUUCACAAAGAGUUGCAUGGUCUUUCCCCAUGCUAGUCUGCUCAGUCACUGAGAUCUUCACCUGAGACUUUAUUCUGGUUGCUACUGCUUUUUGAGGUAGAGCGAAUGGUGAGCCUUUUUGGUGGUGGCACCGUACCUUUUGGAAUGUCCUCCCCAGGGAGGCUCACUUGGCGCCUUUCUUGACAGGCCUUCCAGACACUCCAUACUUUUAAAGCCACAACCUGUUUUAGGUUGUUAGAAAAACAUUAUUAAGUUGUGGCAUUUUUGCUUUAAAUCUUAUCUGCCCUGGCGUACUCGGAUGCUGAAGGUGUAGCUUAUAAAUUUAACACACGUUUUCCCAUCAGCAAAGUUCCUGCUUGUGCUUUCGUAUGCUUGGCAUCUAUAGUCAUGGGAGCACUGCAAUACAGCCCCAUGUCACACAUCUAUAUAAGUAAACUACGGUAUGUUCUUUUGCUGCAGCGAUCUAUAUACUCUAGUCUAAGUGCUGUGCUGCUUGUUGGAAUCUUAUGCUCAAACAAGUGCAUGAACGUGAAGGUUCAGUGAGUCAGUGGGUGUGUUGUUACCCGCACUGCCUCUCACUGACCUGAUGUUACACUGGCAUCAGAGGGGCAGGAACGCCAGACCCCUGAGUGAACAUAGGAUGCCAGCUCCUCCCUGCCCUGCCCAAACUCCAAACAUUCCUCUCCUCUUCAUAGUGCUGCCAAUCUAGUGUUGUUUUUUUUUGCAAAUGGUGGUUUAUGACCAGUGCAGUGGUACUGCAAUGUGUGUUUGAAUUCACUGCACCAGCUUACUGUUUUUUGCUGGCCAAGGGGAUUUGUCUUAUCCGGCCCAACAGGGAUAGGAGUUUUCUGCCUGUGUAAUAUGAUGAAACCAUAGCAUGCAUUCAUCAAGGUUGCUUAAUCAAGACAAAAAUAUUUGAUUCCUACCCACCUCUCCCACAUUAAUCCCUCAUAAAUCUGUUUUCUUUUGAAUGAAAAACUAGUCUUUCCCAUAAUAACCAGAAUUCAUCAUUUAUGUCACUGCUCCCUCCCACCCCCACCCCCGUUAAUGCAUCAGUCUUCUUUUAAAUUUAUAGCAUAUGCCCUCAGACAUCCUCUGAUGAUUAAUCUCCUUACCCAAGCAAGGCCAAUUGCAAUCCAUUUUUAAAUGGACUUUCUGUUCCUACAUAUUGAUUGGCAAUCAUGUAGCAAAUUUACAUUUGACUUGGCAGUUAAUUUAUUAUUUCCACAACAUUCUACACUCUGAAUAAUAGAAAACACUGCCAAAUAAUGUGUCAGCAUUGCUGGCUCCCGCAAUAUUAGCAUAAGUCCUUGUCCACUAAUCUACCUUUGCAAAAGGAGGAAAACAGCAGACUUCUGGAAAUCUUUAAAAUUGGAGCUCUGCUCAGGUGGUCCCACUUAAGAGCCUCUAUACCAGAAUUUAUGAUUUUUUGUAUCUCACAAGAGCAUAAAAUGAGAAGAAGAGCCCUGGAAAAUCAAACAAAAAGCUAAUCUAGUCCCCUUUCCCACAGUAGCCAAACAGAUACAGCACAUGAAAGCUGUACCCAUCCCCUGCUGUUGUUCCCCAGUAGCUGGCAUUCAGUGUAGUUUUGCUCGUUUCUGAUCCUGAAAGUAGCAUAUAGCCAUUACAACUCAUAGCCACAGAUAGCCAUCAUGAAUUUGUCAAAUCCCCCUUUAAAGCCACCUAAGUUAGUAGCCUUCAUCAUAUCUUAUAGAAUCAUAAAAUUGUAGAGUUGGAAGGGACCCCAAGGGUCAUCUGGUCCAACCUCUUGCAAUGCAGGAAUCUCAACCAAAGCAUCCAUGGAAGAUGGCCACCCAACCUCUGCUUAAAAACCUCCAAGGAAGGAGAGUCUGUAAAUAAAUUUCUGCAGUACUGAAGUACUUCCUUUCAUCUGUCCCGAAUCUCCAGUUUCACUAGAUGUCAUGAACCCAAGUUUUAUUUUGACUAGAGUGGGAGAAAAACCUCUAUUUACGUUUCUCCAUGUCAUUUGAAAGUUGAAACGUUUUAUAAUCCUCCACAGUGCCUUCCCCUAUAAACUCUGCACCCUUCUCACAUAGGGAAGAUGCUUCAGUUCCCUGAUAAUCUUUGUUGGAUUAUUUCUCCAUCAAUUUAUUUACUGGAUCCGCCACUGCUUCGGUGCCCCUGGUUCCCACAGCCGAGAUCUCUAGGUGGUUCAGCCUCGGCUAGAUUUUGCUCAUCCAUCUUGUCUGAAAAGCAUCCACUAUGUACUUCAACACAGCUGACUUUCCUGGGGUACUUGUACUUUUCUGGAGAGUUACCUGUGCUUUCAAUUAUGGGUCACAGUGCCUAACCAGGACUGCACGGUAAGGCAUCCCAGGUUGUAUCAAUGACUUGUGCAGGGUCUACUGCUCUGAGCUUUAGGUUUGAUGGCACACAAAUAGGAUCCAUAGCAAUCAUAGAAAAAUCCAAGAUUAAAAAAAGAUGGCUUUACAGUAGAUAUGGUUCUCAGCACAUUUCCUAAAAAAAAUUAAUUCAAAAGUUAGAAUACAGCUUUGUCCACUGCCAUAAUAUCACAGAAUGAUUACUCCAAUCCUCAAUCCCACGUCACUGUCAAUCCCACAUCACAUCAGGUUGACUAGACAUUUUCUAGGAAGCUCUUUAUUGAAGAAAGGGCUUAAUAUUUCUUGAUAAGAAUGGCUUGGGAUCAUUAUUCUACAACAGCUCACCUAAGUUUGCUAAGGGGUGUAAUAGAAAAGAUUCCCCAAACAGUGUUUGCCAAGACACAUUAAACAUUUCUUUUGAUAAAGAAUUUCCUCCUAUUGUGUUUGGAAACUUACCUGCUUUAUGUUUGGCACCCUUGCUGUAAACUGGGGUUGAAUGUUAGCUUGCUUGCAGGAUGGUUAAAAGGUUGGCUAUACAAUCAUCUGUUGCAUGUGACAGUGAGAGUUUAAAGCCCUUCAGUUAUUUUGCAACACAUCGUAGGUAGCAGCAGUGCUCGCUGUUUUAUUAAAUAAUACCCUUGUGUCUUUAAAAGAACUGUGUGUUCUACAUUCAUUUAAAUAAAGCUUUCAAAUGAACCAAGGCAGGAGUCCUGGGUGAGUCUGUGGAUGGAAGACCCUCUAAGGAACCUCACUGGCAGAGUUUGCUGCAGAUAGAACUUGGCAAUGACUGUCUCUCCCUGGGAUAUUAGCAUACGCUCCGCGCAGUCUUCUGAGCUUUGAGGCAGGGGCAGAUGCAGUGUACUGCUUAUAUAGGCCAGAUGCCAUUUAUCUUAAGGGAGCAUUCUCUUGGAGCAUUCUCAGCUUCCUUUUUGCCCUUCCUUUCCUAUUAGUUUGAUCUCUGAUUUUUAUUGCGCUAACUGCCCAUCACUUUUGGCUGCAGAGAUGAGUUUGACAGUGAUCGACAGCAUUCUGUCCUUUUGUAUUUCCACUGUUUCAGACAAUUCCAGAUCUCAAAGCAGAGCUGCAUUACAAGGUUUGUUUUUUAUUUAGUCAAGCAAAUAAUAAAUCAGUAGCAUAACACCCCAAGAAAAAGAGAAAGGGUGUGUAGAGUGCUUAGCCAUGGCUAUAGAAUGCCUCUCACCCUCUGCAAUGUAGGAAAACUGUGCUGGUCCCUAGACCUCCUUUACUGAAGUAGGAACAAUAUUCACUUACUCAAUAGAGUACAAAGAGGGGACAAAUCCACACUGCAGCAGCAUAGUGUAGGCUGCGGGUGCCUGGGGCAGGGCAAGUGUUGCCACCAUGCAAGGAAGCUGCCUCUGCAGUUUGUUCAUGCGCUGGAGCUCAGCAGAGGCACAGUGGUGCUGCUGCCGCCUUUCCUCCUUUCUUGCCCCUGGGUCUGGAGCUGGGCCGUCAUGCGAGGAACCCAGUUUCACCAAAUGUAUUUACAUGUACUCAAGUCUAAUCUGCUCGUGCCCCCACACUAGUUGUUGGUGCUUCAUGGUUUUAGUCAUGCUCAUAUUUGGAAAGCUAUUGAAGGGCGUGUGCAUACACACCACACAUAGUCUUUUCUGAGAAAAAAAUUGUUUCUUACUCCAAAAUGCAUUGAACAUAGUAUGUGCCAGUGUUUGUUGCUACCAAGUGCCCCAAAGUCCCAGUAGUUGUUCAGCAAAACGUUAGAAGAUGUUUCAGUGGUGCUGAAGCUCUUUUUAAAAAGAUCUAUUCCAAGCCAAGGUUUCUGCAAACUCAAGCCCAAGUAUCCUGGUUGGCUGGCUUGGAUUUCAGGUCUGGUGUCCAUACUUUACAGUGUAGCGUAUGCAUUGAUCGGUCGUCUUCUCCCUUGGCCAAAGAUGGUUUUUGGACCUUAGCAGAAUCAUUACAUCCUUCACUUUGAGGGACAGCACAUCCUGUUUUGCUGCUUGAGGCGAAACGAGAAGUGCCACACUGCCCUGCUGCUGCCGCCAGGUCCACCAUCUCUGCCACUCGCACCAGCCACUCUGCCACCUCUGUCAGUGGCAGAGAAGCGGUGCUGACUUAGGGGUAAGAUUCCCAUUGAUUUCAGGUGAGAUCUCUUGUGCUUAAUAAGAUCUAACACGAUUUCUCACACUUGAAAGCUGUUCUGUCCUUCCUAUUCGUAUUAUCUGAUGUUUUCUCUUGCUGCUGAUAUUUUGCAGUUAUAGUUACAAAUUGUAUUUUACUUCUGGGCUGAAUGUGUGCUUUCAUUACUGCUGGCUUUAUUAACGGAUGGAGGACUUUGGUUAUAAUAUGUUUUUCUAUUCUUGUGAUUAUUAAAAGGCAGCCUGUGAAUCUUUUAAAUAAAUAAAUGAAACCAAUAAUAUUUAACUUCAUAUGAAAAACAGAGUUGAACUAGGUGCACUUUCAAUUGCAGAAUUUACACAGAAGUAGACCUAGGGUGCAAUUAUUCUAAUUUAUUGUCACCUACAUAUGGUGGUAGUGAAAAACGUCUGCAUUUUUUAGCCACUUAACAUUUACAGUUUUAUUUCUGUAAACUAAAGCACCUCAGGGGGAAACAAAAGCACCUGGGGAAAAAAUCCCAAGAAAAGGAACUGAUUUUUACAAACUGGGUGGGGUUUUUUUACCUUUUCUUUGCCUUGGGCAACUGUCACACCUGCAGCAUUUAUUUAAAGCAUUCUUGUGUCACUUUAACAGAUAGGGAGAAUCCUGGGAACUGUACUUUGUUAAGGAUGCUGGGAAUUUUAGCUCAAUGAGGUCAGCAUCCUUAACAGAUUACAGUUCCAAAGAUUCUUUGGGGGAAGUGGUGUCAAUUAAAGUAGUAUAGGAGUGUUUUAAAUGUAUAGUACAGAUGUGACCAAUGUUUACCAACUGAAGUAGUAAAAAAAAAUUCCACACCGUUUUCAAGCAAUAUGCCACACAUAUGGCUUUAUUGGGGGACACUCCACGAUGCACUGAAUUAGAAAAAAGACCUUCAACAACUGUCUUAUGUCUUAGUUUCUGAUUAGUGUAAACAGUAAAAAUGUUCUGUGUGGUUUUACAGGCAAAAAAUGGUCCAGGGAACCAGAUUAAAAAGUGUUCUCCUGAGACAAUAUAAGUAUUUCGGACAUUCUACUGCUUCAAGACACAACAGAAGUAAGCUACCCCAUAAAACUAUCUAUGCCAUCUGUCCCAGAUUGCAUGUAGAAGUAACUACAAUUCUGAUACCAUAACAAUGCUUUUUCCAGUUGACGAUAGUACAAGCUGUCAGUUUGGUAUUGAAGUACCAUUGUGGAGCAGAAAACUGUGGGCUAAUUUAUAAGUGUACAGACUCUUGAUUUGCUAUCCUGUGAUAGAAUUUUAAUAAGAUAAACAUUUGUCAUGUUGUUUGACAGGUGAUGGCAGCAUCCAAAUCACUUGAGUGAAUUAGGUGACAAGUUGUCCUGGUGCGUCAGGUUUUCAGUGCUGUCUUUUGGUGCAUAAAGAUCUUGUAUUAAGUGAUAUUUAAAGAAGACUCAUUCUGUUUGACAGUUUAGUGACAUGAUCUGUGAGCAGGAAUAAGAAAUGUCAUGGUGUCAAGUCAAAGAUGAGAAGAUUGCUGUAGAUAUUACCUAUUUUAACAGCGCUGAGCAAGUCUGCAACGAUGUAGACAAGCGAAUUCCAUGUUUUAUUAUAAGAUUUCCAGAAGGGUUUUAGGCAGGUUGUAUGCAUAAAAAGAAAGAAAAUGUAUGCUCUGUUACUGGGUAACUGAUGUGUGAUGUUUGUAAGGAAAUACCUUACAGGGAUUUAUGAUAAUUCAUUUUUUCAAAACAAAUAAUUUGUGCUUCCUUUAUUAUUAUUUCUAUUGCUGUGAUUGUAUAACUGAGCAAUACUGAGUGGCGUUUAAAAUAUGAAAUGAUCUCAUCAUACAACUUGAGCUGAAAUUUACCUUUUGAUUUAUUUAAAAUAUUGAAAAUAUAUUGCUUUACUCUUCUAAAGCCCUAGUACAGUAUAAUAUUUCAUACAUAAACUCAUCAGAUUAUGAUAUAAAGCAGUAUUAUCCUUUAUGUUAUGAUUAUUUGCCUGAUUAAAAUACAUGGGGAAUUGUAGUUUGCAGUUCUUUUGCUAAACUUCUACCUAGCAGAAAUUUUGGUUGGCUCUUUAUCUGCCCUUUCAUUAAAUAACUAGCAAACCAUUAAUAAUGUUUGCACAGGAAAAAUAUAUAUUUAUUUCUGAGUUGGGUUCUUUAAAAAAAUCAUGUGUAACAUAGUAAAUGUUUCUGAUUAUCUGUUACAGAACUCACAUUAAGCUGUGCAUUUGCAGAAACAAUGAGCACUUUUCAAUAAAACAUUUACUAGCUUGGCAACCUUUUCUAUUUUGAAGAUACAUUUUGUUUCGGCUUUUAGCAAAUUGCUAUUCUGGGAGCCUUAAGUAAAUAAAUAAGCAGCUCUUCAUCCUCUUGGUUUACUUCUUUUCUUUUCUUUUUGAUGUAACGAAGCAAAAUAAUUUGUCAUUUCUUUAAUACUCUCCAAACUAAUUCCCAGAACCUGUUAAUAAACGUACACCCUUUCCCCACCCUCCAAGCAUGCAGUAUGUCUACUAUCUUCCCACCUCUCAAGCAUUUGUUACCUACCGCGGGAUAUAUAUGUUUCAGUCUUUUUGGAGUAAAGUAUCAUCUGAACAAAAAUUUUUUAAAGCUUUCCUGAAGAUUAAGGCGUAUAAUUCCUGAAAGAGCUACCUGCCAUAUGCAGCUCUACUUCUUUCCACAAAUUCUUCUAAGUCCAUAUUUCCAUCUGCCUUGAUAAGAAUUCUGAUGCACAGUCAAUCUCCUUAGCAUAUUACAAGUUCUCUCCAGUAAGCAUUUAUUCUCACUGCUCAGAAUUAGCAACUUAAACUUUGAUUGAGUCCUUAAAAAUCCGGUUUUUCUUGUUAAUGAAUUUAUUUCAUGUAUGGAGAAUAAUAACAACUGCUGGUUUUACUGCCAUAAUGGGGGCUGGGGAAUCAUAUAAUUUCCACAAUCCUUCACAAAACUCAGUGUAGACAAUUUUAAGCUGGAUGAGCCAAUGAUCUGACUCAUCAUAAGGCAGCUUCCUGUGUUUCUGAAGUCAGAAACUGACAAAAGUGAUAAAACUGAUAGGACCUUCAAACCAUAAACUUUAAAUUAAACGCACAAGACCCAAGAAAGGGCUUGAUAGUACAUUGCCUGUUCAGACAGGUAUUCUAUUGUUUAAGAAAUUAUCGCAAUUCAAAGCAUGGAAGAAAUGUAUUGUAGAGAAUCUGACAGCAAGGGCAUCCUCUAUAAAAAGCACAUGAACGAAAAAUAGCAAUCCCAGAGAAAAGGGCUAGUGUGAAAGCAAUCCACAUUAUGUUUUCCUUCUCUUUUUCUAUCAACAGGAAAGUUUUGAAAGAGAUAUCCGUGGGAGACAUCAAGCCUAAUGAAACAGUUGAGGCAAAUCUAGAAGCGCAAUUGCUGUCCAGGCUAGACCACCCAGCCAUUGUCAAAUUUUAUACCAGCUUUGUAGAAGGAGAGAGUUUUUGCAUCAUCACUGAAUACUGUGAGGUGGGACUUCAUUUACUUCUGCUGAAUGUAUAUUCCUAAAAAGUGGAUGGGGAAAUGUGUGUAAUAUUGCAUAGAAAUCAUUUGGUGGUGGGUUGUUACAUGUUGUAGCUUUCAUGAUGGUCUUCUGCACACCAGGAUAGUGCCAUCUCUAUCAUGGAUAUGCUGGUGACCUGCCAAAACCCACAGGUUAGGAAGCAAGGGUUCACAAGACAAUCAUUAUUGGCUUGGCAUAAGAACCUUGGCAACUUCAUAAUAAUUAGCACCACAAAUAUUGUGGUUAUUAGUUUAGUUUAGUUUGGUUUGGUUUUUUGGCCUUGGACUUAAAAGGAAAGCUUUCAUGAUCAUAUUUUGAUUUGUGUAGAACAUCUGUGUUAUUAAAACUAUUACAGAAACAUGUACUAACCACAGCUUCAGCCCUGAAACAUUUUUCAUCAAACUGGAGGGAUCUUAGCUCUGUUCAGGUUCAUAGCAGUUCCCACCCAUUAAUUUUAAUGAAGUUGCAAUUUAAUGUUUCUGAUUGUAAAUUUGCUGCUGCAUUUCAGGGUCGAGACCUCGACUUUAACAUUCAGCAGUACAAAGAAGCUGGCAAAGUAUUUCCUGAAAGCCAAAUAGUAGAAUGGUUUAUACAGUUGUUACUUGGAGUCAACUACAUGCAUGAAAGGUACAGUCAUUUGCUUUGAAAUGGUUAUAAACUUAAGCACAUUUUGCACCUCUUGCUUGCUAAUAUUAAAGUGAAAAUUAAAAUUUGCUGACUAGCCUUUACUUACCUUUGAUAUAACAUUCUCUUUCGCCGCCUGGAAUAGGACUAUUAAUGUGUGAUGGAUGGGAGUAUAUUUUUCAAGUUUUGACUUUUAAGUUCCACGCAGAGUAGUACCGUUCCCAGAAUUCUCAGCACCAUCAUCAUUCUUGCAAAACAGGGCAAGAAAAUAUUUAAAUCCCCAUGGGUUAUUUUAAAAGAUACUUUUGAUCAUAUGAACCACUAAAUUUUCUAAAAAUGAUUGUUUAAUUCUUUAGUGACUGAAGCAAUGAAUUUUUAAACACCUUUUGAUGUUUUCAAGGUGACCACUAUUUAAUAGUACUAUCCCGGUCACAUGCUGCCAACUCAACAAUUUUAUUUUUCCAUAUUCAUUUUUUUAUUGCAUCAUCCAUUUUUAAUUGCGAGCAUCUUUAAUAAUUAAUAUGUACAUUUCAGGUCUUGGAUUUCUUGGUGCACACUGUUAUCAGAGAAAGCAUAGAAAUGCUAUUAUAUGUGCAACUCAAGGUGCUAGCAUUGACUAUGAGCCCUAAAUGGCUUGGGCCAUAUUUGCAGCCAUUCAGUGAGCCAAAUAAAAAGAGGGUAUACUGCUGAAGAGCAGAUGGGCAAUUUUAAAAUCUGAAUUAUUCUCUCUCUCUCUCUCUCACACACACACACACACACACACACACACACAGAGAGAGAGAAAGUUCCCAGAGCAACAAAGAUUCAGGAGUAUCAUGUUCUUCUUGGGGUUUAGGAUCUGCUGUGAAAGUAGUAAAUAUCACAGCCUCUUACAGUGUCCAUUGUUCCUGUGUCUCCUCUUGGCCCUGAUUAUUCUUUCUGAAAGUGCCCCAUGCUAAAUCAGAAGUUGGAACCCAAUCUCUCUCUCUCUCUCUCUCACACACACACACACACACACCUUUUCAGACUUGUGUUCCGUCUGCUUGUCUCCACACCAUGUUGUGAUAUAGCAAACUCCAAUCUCUAUUAACUAGGGCUCACAAAGCUAUUGCAUUUGUGGGCUGUCCUGUUAAUUUCAGUGGAAACAGAUCCAUAAUGGCAAAGGGCUGCAUUUUUAUCUGCUGCUCCAUUGUGAUUAAUCCCUGUAUGAAAUUGGUAGAUUAUGGUGAUUGGCAGCAAAGAAGAUACUACUGCACAUGUUAAAUGUGUAUAUAGAUCCUUUCAUUCACAGUUUUCACAGGAGCAGUCUUUCUUCUCAAACUAUGAUUAAAAUGCAGUUUCUGGUUGAUUUUGUGUGGAAUACGCUCGGUAUAUAUUACCCCUGCUAUGCAAAAAUCUCCAAAUGAAUCCGAACUUCAAUUUCUAAAAUCCCUGGUAGAGGACAAGGAUCCUGAGAUAACGCUAAGGGUAGCCAAAUUCUGUGCGUUUGCCAUAAAACUUAGGGAACAAGCUGUGCUAUCAUAAUGAUUAAGGCCUUAAAUGAUAAUUUUAGGUUAUAUUUUGGUGACUAAGUUUUAAUUUAUAUAUUUUUUAACUGUUGCCAUAUCUGUAUUGUCCUUGUUAUACUUAAUUGCAAAUUCAAAUGUAUCCCUAUCGUGCUUUAUGACUUCCUUGAUAUUGUAUGUGGGCUGGAACUGGUCUGUGACCGAAAUAAUAAAUUCAUUCACGUUAGACACACUUUCUUGUCGGGGUUGCUGGUGGCCAAUAUUUGGAAGUAAAUUUGACAUGCUGCUCAGUCCUAUACAUGUUUGCUUGGAAGUAUGUCCAACGAUAGUAAAUGUGUUCAGUGUCAUUUGCACUUCAAAGUUAGGUGAUUAGGAGCAAAGAGUACAUUUCGCAAUAGUCUAAAAGACUGUAAGAUGUGCUAUUAACUUUUUCAUCCUACUAAAAGAGUUUCAUUUCUCUUCAUAUUCAGGCGAAUACUUCACAGAGAUUUGAAAGCGAAGAAUAUUUUUUUGAAAAACAACCUUCUUAAAAUUGGUAAGAUGUUUUUCAAUGUGAUUUUAUUAUUGCGUAACAUUUCCGCUUGCACAGUGCCAUGGAAUGAUGCUGCAUUGGGGUGCUCCAGGACAUUGCAGGAAACUUAAACAGAGACUCCAAGCUGUCCUAGCACUCAGUAGAGCACCAGCAAAAAUGGGCCCAGGGCAGAUGUCAGAUGGGACCCCAGCCAGUAGCCAAGGUUGUUGGGUGCAGGGAGUGCAGAACCUGCCCCUGUCUUCCAAAGCAUUUCUCCUGGCCAAGUACGCCUAGUAUGAGAGCUUCACUGACAAGAAAAGCAUCUUGGGACAGGGAGCAGGUUCCCCCCUCCUUAUCUAUACCCCUCUUUCCAUUUUAAAAAUGGUACUUUCCUGUUGCAGUCCACCUUUUUCUGUUGCAGCCCAUAUUUUUUAAAAUGAUAAAUAUAUGACAUAAUGAUGCCUAUGCUAUUCAGAAGUUUCUGAAAGCUUAUCUUUGUCUGGUUAUAUCUGUACAAUGCCUGGGUGUAACAGAGCAUUGCAUAUGAAUGCUAAUGCAGAUGUUGGAUGUAGUUACGCAUUGAGAGAUCAGUGGAGGGGUGCAGCCUUAUUGCUCCUCAUACAGGCCAGUGAAACCUCUGCCCCGUUAAAUAAGUUUCAUGUGGUUUGUCUGUGUGCCAUGGAAAUGAUUUCUGGCUGCAUGAAAUUUUGUACUGUAUAGUUGGAUCCAGUGUACAUUCCACAGUUACUUCUCAUAGGUUCAAUUCGCACAUAACGCUAAGCCGAAAUAUGGCUUAGCGCAAAUUUGCAGGCUCCUGGAAAUGAGAUCACAGCUCUUUUGCUCCUCUUCCUGUCCUCCUCCUUCUGGGUUGCUGUGAGCUAAGCCAUGGUUGUCCAAACCCAGGCUGGUGGAUUAUCUCACUCCAGACAAACCAUGAAUGUUAAACCAUAGAAUAAAUCUUGGUUAUAGCUCAUGGUUUAGCGCACGCUUCCUCAAACUCGGCCCUCCAGAUGUUUUGAGACGAGAGUUCCCAUCAUCCCCCUGCUAGCUAGGGAUCAUGGGAGUUGUAGGCCAAAAACAUUUGGAGGGCCAAGUUUGAGGAAGCCUAGUUUAGAGUGAAACAAACCGUAAGAUCAGGUUUGGUCAACAUGGUAAACCAGACCAUGGCUUAGCUCACAGCAGUGCAGCAGCAGCGGGACCAGAGGAAGAGCAAAGCAGCCAUGAUCUCUCUGGGAACCUGCACAUUUGUGCAUCUGCACUAAGCCAUGCUUUGUGUGAACUGGGUUGCACUGUGCAUGUGUAGUGCUUGUAACUAUUCGGGUGCAUGUAAUCAUGUGACAACCAUCAACAGCAAAUGUGAAUACUUAUUUUUUUACAAUUUGCUUAUACAUAUCAUAUUUCUUUAUUCCCAAGGUGCAUAGUGCCCACUAUGCUAGCAUAACAGAAAAAUUAACCCUAGAUAAUCACUGCCACUCAGCAGCCAAAAUCAUCCAAAUUGGCAGUUCUCUGAAUUUUGCAAUGCAGUUCUCUAGCCAAGUAAUGUGUACGGAAAGGAAUAUGCUAGGAUAAAGUGGCAUAAAGCAUAUGUUACUGAAAAUAAUGUACAAUAAUACAUUAUAUUAGGGAAAUUGCUUUGGAAAAUGUACUAUAUUUAGGGGGGGAAAUUGCACUAAAAUGCUGCUUGAUUUUUAUGAGGACUUCAUUGUAAAAAUAAAUAAAUUGCAAACUGAUGUGGAAGUGUGCAGGACUGACCUUAAGGCUGGUAACAUGAGAGAUAGAGAGAAACCAAAAGUGAGAAGAUUUGCCCAUGCCUAUGAACUCUCUGAGCUGCACAUUUAAUUAAAAUAGAUAUAAAAUAGCACAGGCUAGAAUAUGUCAUUUAGCUUUUUUCCCCCUUCAAGUAACUAUAUUUCAAAAUAUUUUUCAAGGGGACUUUGGUGUUUCUCGUCUCUUGAUGGGAUCCUGUGAUUUAGCAACUACUUUUACUGGGACGCCUUUCUACAUGAGUCCCGAGGCCCUGCAACACCAGGGUUACGACACAAAAUCAGAUAUCUGGUAAGCAGGCAGCGUUCUGUUUCACGUGAAUCUUUCAUUUAAUCGUAACGAUCAUGCUGGAGACAGCACUGGCUUCUAGGUCACUUUCUGCUUAGGUUGCGUGCUUAUCUCUCCUUUCUCUGAAGAAAUGAAAUUAUUUGAAUAAAUAUGCUUCCAUGUUGCUGAAAUGUAUCUAUUGCAAAAAUAAAUGUAUUCAAGGACAUGUCCGCUUAUGCUUUGAGUGUGGCUGCGUUGUGGGCUGACAAUGCCUCCUGGCACCCUCACCCAACAGGGGCCCUGGUGCCAAGGAUUGCCCCAGCUGAUGAGGGCAGCUUCAAAUUCAUCUCAUCGGCUGGCAUUUUGGAUUCAAGCCUGCCUUCAAAUUGGCCUGGGAGCAGGCCUGACAGGACAGGUAGACUUCCUUUAGGUCCACUCCUAGGGGAUUUAAAGCAGCCCUGCCAUAGCCCCAGCACCUGGUUUUUCAUCGGAUCUUCACUUUCUGGGGGUUUGAUAAUUUGAACUAUUAUUUUGUAACAGUUUUUUUUAAAACUUCCUGCAAAAAUAAAAAAAUCAGCCUCAUAAUAUUUCAUAUGUACUUACAUGUUCUCUCCUUCCCUCAUCCCUUCACUUGGUAGGCUUCAAGGCUUAUAUCCUGUCAAAUCAGUUUCCCGCAGUUGGUUUCACAUACCCUAUUAGUUUUAUUUUUACAUUCAUUCUUCCUCUUAUUGUUCUUAUUUUAAGAAAACAUUUUUUUUAACAGGGGCAAAAACUGGGAGGUACCCAAAAGGCUCCGUCUUCAGCCUGCUUUGCCUUCACAUUUGCAAACAGUCUCUCCACCCACACACCCAAGAUUCCUGUAGGGAAGUGUAACUUGAAUAUGGUCAUGGCAAGGCGACACUUAUUUUAUGACCUUCUGUUCUUUUAUAUCACUUACGUUAUACGUUAUGAACCCUGUGGAAAUGGAAGAACAGGCUUUUCACUGAGAUAAAAGUGUUUCAUUUUCAAUAGAAAGGGGCUCAUAGUUUUGUAUGACCAGGAUUAAAGUGCAACAACAUUGCAAGCAGACACCAGCCACUGAAUUUAGAAUUUUCUUGUCCUUGAAUUGCUUUCAUUUUAUUUAUUUUCCUUUCAGGUCCCUAGGAUGCAUUUUGUAUGAGAUGUGCUGUUUGGAUCAUGCAUUUACUGGUCACAAUUUUUUGUCCAUUGUUUUAAAAAUUGUGGAAGGUGAAGCACCAUCUCUGCCAGCCAUCUAUCCAAGGGAACUUAAUACCUUGCUGCACAGGUGGGUUUUUUGUUUUUGUUUCAAGCUGGUUUCACCCACAGCGGUUUUAUAGUUUGCAUGAGAACAGAUUUCAUUUCGUAUCAUUAAUAUUUCAGCAUGCUGAGCAAGGAUCCUUCACAGAGGCCAUCCGCCGCAGAGAUUUUAAGGAUUCCAUACGUUCGUGAUCAAUUACAGGUAUUUGAAAUGAAAUGACAGUAGACUUAAUAGUUGAGAUUGUCACCCACAUUGAAAAGAAUGAGUCCUAUGAAGGACCAAAUAAACAGUCAUAAGCCUACUUCCACAGGCGUACCACUGAAAUAUGGGACUUAAAUCCAAGUCAUUCUGUCUAAGAUACCGAACAGAGCAUUCUGUGUUCAAAUGGGGAAGGAUAUAUAUUUCAUUUCAUGUUGUUAGAGUCAGCAUAACAGGUGGUGGCGCCCACUAUUACUCAGAGUGGACUCACUAUUUGACAGUGGAACAGUCUCCCUGAGGAGGUUGUGGACUCUCCUUCCUUGGAGGAUUUUAUGCAGAGGUUGGAUGGCCAUCUGCCAUGGAUGCUUUAACUGAGAUUCCUGCAUUGCAGGGGCUGGACUAGACGACUCUCAGGGUCAUUUCCAACUCUACAAUUCUAUGAUUCUAUUACUUUGAUAGGAACUGCAUUCAACUUACUUAGUCUGGGUAUAACCCAAUAUUUUUUUCCUGCUAGUGCAGGCACUUCAAAAACCAAAGGAGCCAAAAUGGUGUGCUUUCCAUUUGCCCUUUAUCUUUGUCUUGUAGCACCCAGAAGGAAAGGGGACAGGAUGAUUUGUAACCAAGUUUAAUUUUGGUACACUGUACUUCUGAUGUGACUUUCGCUUCUAUUCUCACAGUUAGACUGAGGUGGAAUCUACACACAUAUAUAAAACGCUGGGAAAACACUUUUUUAAAAAAGAAUUUUUUGAAAAAUAUGUUGAAUUUGCCAUAGCUCACCAUUGCCAUCUAGAUUCGCAUUUGCAUAUUGCACUUUACAACACACUUAAAACAUUUUAUUUGCUGAGUCCUGAGACUCCAUAAAUGGAUGCCUAAAUUAGUCAGUUUGGCUGAAGCAGCCUUAUAAAAUGGAACACACUGCGUGGGUUUUGUAAAAGUAGCAAAAAGGCUACUUCACGGUAAUAAAAAUAAAUGGUUGCAAUUACUGCUGCUUUGUUGUCUCUUGUAGAACAUGAAGUGUAAAUUCACAAAUAUGACUCUGAAGGACCCAGCGCUUAAUUCUCAGGAAGAAGCUGCUCAUAUCAUUAACGUUGUGUGAGUAUGGAAUUAUUUGGGGGGACGACAGGAGUAACUAACAUGGUGCCCUCCAGAGCUUGUGGACCACAACUCCCAGGCAAUGCUGACUGGCAAUGCUGAUGGGGGUUGUAAUCUGAAGGGUAGUAGUGUAUUGGCUGUGUAAGAGGAGCAAAAAAUAGAUGAGUUAUUCAAUCUUGUAUUCACUUACACCUACCUAGGAACAAUCCUCUCUGAACUCAGUGCGACUUACUUCUGGGUAGAUUUGGAUACGGUUGUGAUGUCAGUUGCUAACAGUGUACUGGUUAUUUGGAGAAAAGAAUUGUGCACAUUUUUUUAGGUAACCAUUUGUAUUCCAAGUGCCCAAACAUUAUGAAAAUGUAAACUUGUUACUAAUUUAAAAGGGUUGUCUACUUUUGCCUUGCAGUAAACCGGGCUAUAGAUUAGACUGAAAAAUGAAAUAGAUUCAACACAAAUUCAACAUGUGUCUGUGUAUACACACACACACACACCCUUUCCCCAUCAAAGUUCUUCUCAAAAUCCUGCAGGCAUUAACAGCACCAUUUAUUGUGCUGGUGUGUAAGAUGCUGAUUUCCAAUUACUGUACAAAGGAUAAUUGUGUGUAUUAUUUUCAACCAAUGUAAAUAGCAUACUCUGUUUUACAUAAUUCGUGUAUUAAGCUGAUUUAAUAGGAACAAUAGCAGAACACAAUGGUAUAAUGAUGAAUAGAAAUUUCAAAGCUGGUAAUUAAAUUCUUACCCCUUUUGGUUUCUAUUGGAUCUACUUCCCUUCUUUCCCUGUGGUUACUGCUGCUCUAUUACAUUAAUCAACUGCUGUUACAUUCACUGCUGGGGAAAUUACUUUCUUUGCUGUUCUCUUGUCUGCCAUAAUCAAUGUUUAUUAUACUUAGAUAGUGCAUUUCUCUAUGUUUCUUUGAGAUGGGUAAAGUCAACAAAGAGGGAAAGCAUUGUUCAGCUUAGAAAUCUUGAUCUUUAUAUCUUACUAAACUGCAAGGAGAUCUAUGUCAUCUUAACAUAGUAUCAGUUUACUUUCUAAUACAGGCAGAAGGGCCUCAGAUAAUGAUUGCAGGGUCCAGGUCAGCUCAUAUGGGAAGGCAGUCCUUGAGGUAUUGCGGUCCUGAGCUGUUUAAGCUUUGAAUUGGACACGGGAACUAAUUGGCAGCCAGUGCGUUCGGGCCAGGAUUGGUAUAACAUGCUUAAACCAUCCUCCCCCAAUGAGCAACCUGGCUGCUGAAUUCUACACCAGCUGAAGUUUCUGAACUGCCUUCAGAUAUAGCCCCACAUCUAAUGUGUUGCACUAAUCUAACCUACAGCUUACCAUAGCAUAGACCACAGAAGUUGGGUUAUGCCUGGACAAAUAUGGGCACAACUGGGCCACAAGCCAGGGCUGCCAAGGCUUUCCCCAAUACUCAGAAGGGUUGGUACAUAAUUUGUGGGAUUCAGCAGAGAUGGAGUGCUCUCAGACAGGAUGCAAUCGGAAGCUUUUGUAGAACUAGGACCUUUUAUAAGGGCUGGCUUUUUACCAUAAAGGGUUUUAAUUAAAAUAGAUUAUAUCUAUCUGCUCUAGUUUCAGCUCAUUCUCAUUAAGGAGGGCUGUUUACUAAUGCCCUUAUUGUACGUUUGAAAAUAAUUAAUGAACUACUGCAGUAUGAGCUUCACAGUCAUUGGCAAGCUAGAACCCUUAUUUAUGGUACACUAGAUAAUGAGGUCAGCCGAGACAGUGAUCACUAAUACGCCUUUCCAUUUUUGAUUCUAUUAUUAAAACACAAGGAGUAUUCCUUUGUUCUUUUUCAAGGAAAUAAUGAAUAUUACUCAUGUCCAAUGAAGUGAGUUCAAAGGUCUAAGUUUACAUAAUUUAAUUAUAAAAUGAGUGUGGUAUUGAAAUUAAUGCAGUUAGAGCUUUCUCAUGCUAAUGUUCUGUGCAUCUUAAUUGCAUUUUUCCAACUGUUGAGAGCGCAGUAAAUUGUAAAUAACUGAAACCUAUCAUUGACAGAAUAGAGUAGAAACAAAUCUAUGCACAAAAGUAAUAUGGCACCAUUCAGAAUUUUAUUUUAUUUUUAUUUCAAACUUCAAAAGUAUUUAUAUUGAAAUGAGACUUUAAUGGGCAAGAUUUAACAUAUAUAUAUAUAUAUAUAUAUAUAUAUAUAUAUAUAUAUAUAUGAAAUAUCUUAUGACAGUGGUUGGAUCCAGAUAAAGUUAGGGAGCAUCCCAAUUCCUUGUGGGUACCAGAAGAGCUUAGUAGAGGAGUGCAGUAACUGAUUAAUUCAAAAUUCCUCUACUUGUAUUGGCUGCAGUGGAAGGUUGGCAUAACCCACUGUUGGUAGCUGCACCAGUUUAGGAUUCAGCAGGUCCUCGGCCAGCCCAGCUUCACCCCACAACCUCUCCCUGACCCUGUGUUAGUUUGGUCAGUUUUUGUUCCUGGAAUGGGGGAAAGAAUUGUCAUCUUGUUUUUUUCAUUAUGCAUCAAAAUGUCUUGGGGCUGGUCCUGUUUUCAGCUUUUCGGGCCCAGGACUAUUCAUUUGAAUUUUUGAAAGCAAAUGUCCACACACAUUUGUUUCAGUUCUAACCCUUCUCUCUUCAGGCAGAAAAAAGUACAUCUACAAACUCUGAGGGCCCUCUCGGAAGUGCAGAAAAUGACACCGCGUGAACGAAUGAGACUGAGAAAGCUGAGCAUUGCUGAUGAGACAGCGCAGAAGCUGAAGUAAGAAGCACAGCGUUAUUUUAGCCUCCAAAAGGAGAUCCUUCAGUGUCUCAAUUUGUUUGGGAAGUAUUUAGUUUGUUUCCAGAAAGGGUCUGUGGUCUGCUAUCCACAGUCUUCAUGUCAGCCUCUCCUAAAUGCCCCCCCCCCCCGAAUUGGAGAUUUGGACAUUCCUUGAUGUACAGGAAGAGAUGCAACUGCUUUAUCCAACACUAUGUUACACACCACCCUAAACUCUGAGUGUUGUGAGAGUCCAGGGGGUCCAGGCACUUACCUAAGGUCUGUGGGUCAUUUGGAAAUGAGGCACAGUGGAGAUUGUGGUAUCUUUAUUAUAUAUGGUUUAGAUGGGGAGGGAGUUUAGAGCAGGCAUAGGCAAACUCCGGCCCUCCAGAUGUUUGGGACUACAAUUCUCAUCAUCCCUGACCACGGGUCCUGCUAGCUAGGGAUGAUGGGAAUUGUAGUCCCAAACAUCUGGAGGGCCGGAGUUUGCCUACGGCUGGUUUAAAGCAAGAGGGCCUCCUGUUUCUCCCAUACAGUAUAUGCAGGAGUCCAGGAUCCCAUGCUCUCUGCCCCUUUUACAGCCUGUCAGUCCACAUGGUGCUCUGACCCCCCUUUCUGUGCAGCUUGCGAACUACAAACGUACCUUCCUGCUCUCAUACAUCAUGCCAAACUGAAAUCCUAAACCUUUUUCAAACCCUUUUGUCUCUGCCCACUAACACACCCCUGGAGGAGGGGGCUCCACUCCCCUUGCUGUGUGGCAUUGAAUUCCAUGAUCUAUUUUCAUGCUCCUCCAAUGUCCCUGCACUCAGCUCUAUACCAGGUUGGCCAAGCUUCUUAAUAUAAUCUGAAUCCAGCAGUGUUUGGCACAGUUUAAUCAAACCUUGAUUAAUUCUAACUUUUACUAAAUCCAGGAGUUAUGGGGUAGAUCUGGCACCCAGGAAUUUAGGGGAUCCUUGCUCCCCCCUCCCAAAACUAUAACAAUUAUUUGUGGAGGAGAAACAGAAUGCAGAGUGAAGCACUCUCCAAACUCCUUGUCAUUUCCCCCCUUAAUCUCUUUCUUAAGGUGUCUGUGGUUCUUCUGAUCACUCCGACAUACUGCCCACAGUUACUAGAGGGCCAUUUGCUUGCCCCCAGAACAAUUUUGUCCUCACUGUUUUUUGACAGUUGUUGCUUUGUUGUGACUUCAUUCUCUGUGCCUGUCUGUAUAAAGGUUUCUCAUGUAUUUGGAAGUGCUGAUGACACAGAUACAGAUACCUAAGGAUCAUACCCUCCAACAUUUCUCCAAUGAAAAUAGGGAUGUCCUAAGGAAAAGCAGGACAUUCCGGGAUCAAAUCAGAAACCAGGACGGCUUCUGUAAAUCCCGGACUGUCCCUGCCACUUGGAGGGUCCGAAAGAUAUCAGAGUGCUGGGUCUGCCAUGGUAUGAAAAUAGAAUGAACAGAAUUACUGCUCACUUUGCUACUCUCUUUUAUUUAUAUUAGUGUUCCUUUAGAGCAGUCUUCCCCAACCUGGGGUCCUCAGUUUCUGUUGGACUACUAUUUCCAUUGUUCUCAGCCAUCAUGGCCAGUGAUGAGGAAUGAUGGGAGUUGCAGUCUAGCAGCAUCUGAGGAUCAAGGUGGAGGAAGGCUGCCUUAGAGCUAGAUUUACUUUGGGUUUGAUCCCAAGAACUGCUUGCAGAAGGAAGUUAGUGGAAGGUGACUUUCCUGUCUUGUCACCCCUUAAAGUUGCAAGAUAUCUGUCCAGUUUGAGGAGCUUCUUCCCUCUGCAAGUAUGAAGCAUUAAUAUUCAUUUCUCAUACCAGUUGUAAUCCUUUUGCUUGAAGGAAUCACGCUGAAAGAAGUCGCUAGAAAGUUAUUAGCUCAGUUACCAUUUGUGAUGUAGAAUUACCAGUAUUGUCAUUCUUUUCAGGCAGUUGGCUGAAGAAAAAUAUCAAGAGAAUCUCAAGAGAAUGCAGGAGCUUAGAUCCCGUAACUUCCACCAUGUGAAUAUAGAUGUGCUUCAUGUAAGUUUCUAGCCUUUGCUUAGAUUUUCUAAAACCCAGACAUCAGCUUCUACAGUGUUUUCUCCCCCUGUCUUCUCUACUUAUCCUUAGCUCUCUGUGACUAGGGCUUUUUUCAGCUGGAACUCACCAGAAUUCAGUUCUAGGAGCUCUCAGGUAGGUGCCAUUGCCAUUCUAAGAAAACAAGGGAUGUGUUCAUGGCGAGUUCUGGCAUCUCUUUUUCUAGAAAAAUAGCAAUGUAUUUGACUCACAAAAAGUCAAUAGAGGCUGGAUAUUGAAAUAAGAUUCCAAUUAAUGUAGCCCCCAUGCUUAAAACUAUCCCAAACUGGUGAAAAUGUGCAACUUCAAUUGAUAGUGCUGCAAAAUAUAUAUACAGAAAGCUGGCACUAACCCCAGCCUGCUGCCAGUACCCUGUUCAUACACAUGCAUAUAAUAAUAAUAAUUACCAAAAAAAUUCUUAUGAGAAUUCCAGCUGUUACUCCAUUCAGAAUAUGUUUCAUUGUGACCACUUAUGAUUUACUGUCUCAUUUCAAAUAAGGAACCUGAUGAACAGACAGCAGAGCAUCUGAUUAAAUCUCAGCCAGUCACUACGUUGAACUAUCUGUCCAUAGGAUGUGAGGAUCAAAGUGACAGUGAUACAACAGGCAGACUCUGUAUGUCUGAUCCUGUGGAGCGCGGUAAGAGAUUGAUAUUAUAUGCUGUGUUAAUUCCUCAUCUAGUUAAAGCUAGAUGAGACAUAAGAUGUUUCGGUCAGGGGCGGGGAGUCUGUUUAGUCUUUUAAAAGGUUGGGAAAUAAAAACUUGAUUUUAAAGUGAUCACAAACUGUAUGCAUUUUCUCUGUACAAUGAUAUAUGUUACCUUUGCAUCCUCCAUUUAAGAGAGUCCAUAAGAGAUCAAUAUGACAGAAAUUGCAACUGUUCAGAGGAGACAGCCUAGGAAAAUUUACCAGUGCGUUAAGUAUCUAAUGCUUAUAUUGCCAGAACUUAUUUGGUUUGGGCCAAACUGUAAAGCAUAGGAGAAGUUUUGCAUGGCUUCAUCAAGGUUGUGGCAUGUUCCUAGUUAAACAGUAUACAAGUAAACCAGAAGAAAGUUGCAUGAUAAUGUUUAUGAAUCAGUCACAAUUUACAUUAACUGUAUUAAAGCACUUAACUUGAACAACAUUCCAUCAGUUAAGGAGCUGCAUGCUUGAGCAUCCUCUCUCUUUAUAAAAGUCUACUUAUGUGUGUGACAGGGUCACUUCAGACUGUAGUUCUCUUACCUGGAAAAGUUUUCCAUGCAGGUAAAUUUUAAGAUUUGAAGUAAGCUUCAGUAUCAGCCCGUGGGGUUUCUGAAUAAAAUGUAACACAUUUUUGUAUUAUUACAGCAGAAUUGUAAGGAUUAGGUUGGCUGGUUUAAAUUCAUAUAGUUUUAUUCAUUUCUCUUGAUUACAUGCUCUUUGUACUGAGGAUUUCAUUGUUUAUUUUAGUCUGUGUAGAGAUGAUUAACUGUGAUUUUAAUAUUGGGUUCAUCUAAUAGCUUUAUAAUGCUAUUGAUAUUUUUAGUUUAAGCCACCUAAAAUCUGCAAGAUAUAACUGAACAACAAACAGAAUAAAUCCCUUUAUUUUGAAGCUGCAUUUCUUGAUCCAUGUGACAGGUAUUAGCCUUCAGCUCCUGCAGAAGCUGGGCAUCUGUGUUCCAAAAGCAGCUGUUUCCCAGUAAGAGAAAAUGAAUAGCUAAAAUACCUACCUGUCAAGGCUGAGAAGCUGUUGGAUUCAGGGCUGUGCUUUUAUAACCAUGCUCUAUAUUUUUAUUUUUACUGUUGGCACAAUGCGCAGCAAUGUACUCUGCAGCCACGAUGGGUAUUUUCUCAAAAGAUCUGAUAUUUUAAUUAAAUUUCCAUGAGCUGUUGAUUCAGUAAAUAACUGCGUGGUGUAACACCCAGGAUGUUAACAUGGUUGGUACUACUUAGAUUAAGUCAAAAGAAAAUGCUUCAUUAAAUGACAGUUUCUUAACUGAAGAAAUGGAUAAGAAGUCUGCCAUUAACAGCAGCAGAGACCACUAACUCAAAAUUCAGAUGUGCUACCUCUUCCGUUUCUUAAUUUGAUCUCUGAAUUUUUCUUCUCCGCCUCAUUGUUUUUUGCUUUUGUUCCAAGAUACAUUUUUAUGUGCAUUUUUAUACAUUUUUUGAACUGUGUCACAAAAUUGGGAAAGGUGUGUUCUGAUCUGAGUAUGAGUCUGGGAAGUGUGAAUCAGGUUGGAUCACUUGUACAUGUGAGCCAUACCAAAUUCUGGAGCAUCCCUAGGAAGGAUAUUGGUUUCUGCCACCAGCCAGAGGAACAGAGGCUGCUUUAAUUUUGGAUUUUAAUUUGUUGUAAAUCAUCAUGGACCUCAUUUAAUCAAAAUGUAAGAUAUAAAUCUCACAUAAAUGCGCACACAAUUAAUAAGAUAAUGUAAAUAGUUCUGGGAUGGCAAGAGGUACAUGAUACUUGAUCUCAGUAGUGCUGAUUGUGGGCCGUGCAGAUCAGUAUGAAACUUAAAGGGUACUUGCACAUUUUGCUUCAAACUUUUUUUGUAGGAGGACUAGAGACUUACUGUUGUUGUUUUUUUGAAAUAAAAGCUCCAUGAAAGCCUUUUGUGGGUGCUGGGUUGGUGACCCCCAUUACAGCAUAUUAAAAACAAGCAUGGCUUAAAAUGUUAAUCAGGUAGCUUUUUUCUAGAGCAGAUAGAAACUUCCAUUGCUCAUUUGCGUGGAAUAUAAUAUAUUCAUUGGGCUGUACCUGCCUAGGAAAAGCAAUGCAUCAGGAAUACAUAGUGUAUUCUCUAUCUGUGGGCACCUCUCUACCCUACACACACACACACACACAGACUCUUUAAUGCAUACACGUAAAGCUUAAUAUUGACUAGUAGGACUUUAAAAGCUGCUGGACUCACUAUCUUUAAAGAGAAGGCAAAUACGUGUGACACUUUAAGCCAAGCAUCGCCAGCCAGCUUGUUCUUUUACAGUAUCAAGAGAGAAAAUCUGUGUGGGAGGAAGUUGCAUUCUAGAUACUAUGUCCAGGCAGGAGAGAGAGAAAAAUGAAAAUCAGGAAACAAAAGAGAUGGAUAUGGAAUGGAAACUGUGACUGUUUACAACAUAAGAGAAGGAGUAUAUAAGAGUGGAAUCAGAACAGCAGGGCAAAUUGGUCGCUCUUACAUAAGGUGGUGACCAUUUCACGCAGGGUUCCCUUCUUGGCCUCCUGUGUGCGUUGGUGGGGCAUGCAAAGUGUGCCCUGCCCAGUUAUACCCCGUCUUGCUCUGCUCCGCCCCCGUUCUGCCAUCAUCCAGGUCCAAAAGGACCUGCACGUCAACUAUCGUGCAUCAAUUGGACAAGCCUAAAAUGUUCACCACCUGUAUCUGUUUUAUCAAGUUAUACUAUAUAGGACUAAUAGGCUUCUUGUUUUUCCACUCAUCUCCCGGUGUAUUUGAAAGUUUAGCUGCAUGGUCUAGAGACAUCAACACAGAGGUCUUAAAACUCCCUGCGAGGGUUUUCAUUUAUCAUUGUGAUCAGUGCUUGAAAGAUACAGAAUUAAUGGGCAGUUCAGAGUGGUGUGUUACUCACAUUUGUCACAUUGCGUUCAGGCUUCAACCCAGUAUCCGGUAUCCUUGUUCCUCCCCAGGUCCAUCACCCCAAGCUGAGCUGGGUAGUUAAUCAACAAAUACAUGACUUCUAAGUGCUUGUUCUUAAGUUUAAAAUUAUAAUGCUGAUCUUUAAUUUUUCCCUUGAAAAUGUGCAUCUGUCAAACAAGUAGAUUUAAAUAAAAGGAGAUUUAAAACAAAGCUGUAUGACCAAUUUGUGAGUUUUGCUAAAGGAAUAAAAUGUAUAUUUGAACUGAACUAAUCUCCCUUCAUGCACAUUGUUAUCACUUGGGCCUAAAAACCAGUUUCCUGGGUGUUUAUUGAUGGCUCUCUAAUCUCACUGCCUAACCCUUACAUUAAUCCACACCCCUGUCAUUUGCAUUUCGCCCUCCAUAGCAUUCUGUCUUGUUCCCAAGCACUCUCCUACACAAGGCAUAUCUACACCUAUCUGCAUAUCAUAGCCACAAUUUUUUGUGAAUAAACACUUUUUAUUCAUUCAGAUCGGCAUUUGUUGGGUCUUACUAAUUUCUCCCAAAUAGGCACAGCAAUACUGUUACUAAUUAUGUCCAUUGCAAGAGCUGCACAAUCAUCUCCAGUAAAUCCCCAGAAUGAUACUUCCAUGAACACAUGUGUAAAAUACAGAUCUCUUCAGGUUAUCCAUAAAUUGUCCUUGAGUGAAGUCCACUCAUCACCCUGGGUUUCAUAGAACCCUUCUAGUAUGGUUCAAAAUUAGAAGGGAAAAAAAGAUUUUAUAAUGGAAUGCCACUGGCUUCUGCUUCUCAUAAAGUGUCCUGACUAAUCCUAGAGAAAAACAACAAGCAUGGCUGAGAAGCAAGGAGAUCCAGCUAAGCUGAAAGAGAGGUCUUGCUCCUCCAGGCACCAGUUGCGUAGCAGCAGCCUUGAAAAGAGAGGCAUGGAACAAAAUACUUGACUGUGAAACCAUCUUCCCAGCAAAAAGACUGCAGUGGUGGAGCAGUCUCCUAGGCAGAGGACCGAACAAAGUAGAGACUGAGAGGGCCCAGUUACAAGAAAGAGACUUUCUGGCAAGUGUUAGCCCUAACAUAAAGGGUGAUAUUGUUAAGGACAGGGCUGAAUGGGAGGAAAAUUAAAUGUUAAUUAAUUCAAGGGAAGAUUUGCUUUAUCUGAAAUACUGGUGUAGAAUAAACUGAACGGAUGGUGCUAAUUUUUAAUGUAUUGGUGUAUUAUACUGAAGAUAUGAAUUUUAAUUAUGAUGGAUUUUAUGGAUACCGUAAAUUCACAUUAUAUUCUAUUAAAGAGAUAAGGCUGUCUAUACGGAGAAGAUGAGAGAUUUUAUUUUUUUUGCAAAGGCCUUUGGUUAUGUGCAAUAAAGUUCAUUCACAAGAUUAAUAUAUGCUCAUGGAAAAUCUGAGUGUUUAAAAAAUGAAGAAGCAGGUUUAUAUUAGCUGUGGAUGGUUUCAUUCCUUACUGCACCACCCAGAAUAAUUAUGGAGAUUUAUUCUUUUCACAUAAGAACGGAGAGAACUGCUGAACAAUCUGAGGCUCCUGAGACUGAAACUGAGGCAAAGCAUGACUGCAGAAUCCAGCUGCUCAGCUAUCUAUUGCUAAGCAAGACUGCUUUGCGACUGCCAGCUCACCUUGACAUGCUGUCAUUUCUUUCCGUUUUUCUCCGGUAGCUUUGUGCAGAAAGGCAGCAUCCUGGCUCAGCAAAGAGUUCGGAACUCACUUAAAAAGAAAGCAAAAUGAGCUUUUAGUUCUCUGGAAGCAUCCUUCGCAGGCAUGAGAGAGCAGGAAGUUAGUUAUGACAAAGCAUGGCUGGUUUUCUUUCAGCAGUGGUCACCAUGCUCAGGAAAGGACCCAUUUUGGGGGCGAAGAAAACCUUGAGGUGUCUAGAAAUGUCUGAAAUAAGGCCCUUAGCUGUUCACUGUGAGGUAACUGUUUGAAACUGGCUGGCCUGAAGGCGUUUUGCUGCCUGAGGUGGGGCAGCACAUAGUAAUAAUAAUAAUAAUAAUAAUAAUAAUAAUAAUAAUAAUAAUAAUAAUAAUUUAUUAUUUAUACCCCUCCCAUCUGGCUGAGUUUCCCCAGCCACUCUGGGCAGCUUCCAAUCAAGUGUUAAAAACAAUACAGCAUUAAAUAUUAAAAACUUCCCUAAACAGGGCUGCCUUCAGAUGUCUUUUAUAGAGAAGAUAGCUGCUUAUUUCCUUCACAUCUGAAGGGAGGGUGUUCCACAGGGCAGGCGCCACUACCGAGAAGGUCCUCUGCCUGGUUCCCUGUAACCUCACUUCUCGCAGCAAGGGAACUGCUAGAAGGCCCUCGAUGCUGGACCUUAGUGUCCGGGCUGAACGAUGGGGGUGGAGACACUCCUUCAGGUAUCCUGGGCCGAGGCCGUUUAGGGCUUUAAAGGUCAGCACCAACACUUUGAAUUGUGCUCGGAAGCGUACUGGAAGCCAAUGCGGAUCUCUCAGGACCGGUGUUAUAUGGUCCCAGCGGCCAGUCACCAGUCUGGCUGCCGCAUUCUGGAUUAAUUGCAGUUUCUGGGUCACCUUCAAAGGUAGCCCCACGCAGAGCGCACUGCAGUAGUCCAAGCGGGAGAUAACUAGAGCAUGCACCACUCUGGCAAGACAGUCUGCAGGCAGGUAGGGUCUCAGCCUGCGUACCAGGUGGAGCUGGUAGACAGCCACCCUAGACACAGAAUUAACCUGCACCUCCAUGGACAGCUGUGAGUCCAAAAUGACUCCCAGGCUGCACACCUGGUCCUUCAGCGGCACAGUUACCCCAUUCAGGACCAGUAAAAGUAACGUACUGGAGGCUAUAUUUCUUUUGACAUUGAAUCUGUAUCUUUAGGAGGAUGAAACUGAAAUAAUUGGGGAGGGGGGUUAGUAGAUAUGGAGGGGACUAUAUUAGCAUUACACUUGAUUAUGUGCUGCUCUGCUGGUAGUAAUAACUUAAAAUGAAAUAAUCUGCUAGGUUGACGUUCUGGACUAAUCAGACAGUAUCUAAUCACUUCAGUUUUUCAACACAAUGACUCAGUGGGGGAAAUGGAUUUUGCAAUGAAAAUAUAAAACUAUGUACUCUUACGUUUUGCGCAAUGGGCUGGUUUAUAUUCAUAUCAAUUUCACAGCUGAAAAGACAUUGUAAACGAGAGGGGCAAUUAAAAAUAUAUUUAUGAGCUGUGCGUGCAAAUACAGAUAGAUCAUUGUAUAAUCUUUAUUUACCAGAUUCUGCUGGAGGGCAUUCCUGAUAGGGAUGGUGCCUCUUUCUGCAAGGAUCAGGCCAUGUCCUCUGAAGUCUUCGGCCUUCUUUUCAGGGGGAGAAGUCCUCCCUCUUUCCAGACCAACCCUGCCUGCUGUUGGUGACAGUUGGGUCUUUCUACUCUGGAAAAAACAACAACAAAACUCAUCUGUAGCGUUUUGAGUGUUCGUUCUGUGUCACUUUGUGAGAUUGGUGACCUUUAUCCUUUCCAGUUUGGUCACACUGGGCCUCAGGGGCGCCACAACUAAAAUGUAGAAUGGAAGGCAAGUGCCAAUGAAAUUUGAGACCCCACAAUGACUUGCCCUAGGGCGGAGCCAUGUACUGUAUCCAUGGUCUGACGGGCCCAGAUAACCUAAUCCUGCUGUCUCGCCCAUCUCUCAUGUGGUCUGUGAAGGGAUGAGUCCCCUGUUUUCUGUGGUUGAUACUGGGGUGGUUUCUCUCUAGAGGAAAUCGCACAAGUUCAUGUGCUGGACUAAGGUGUUUAUUCCCAACGGUCUUCUGCCAAAAGAUCACACACAGGAAAGUACAAAGUCAGCAGGGGCAGACUGGGUGCCAGAAAUCCCCAUGGGGGCAAGUCUGUGGCGGACCAGAAUCAGGAUUUAACCAUGCUUGCAGAUAUUUACAUAAAUGCAAUGUUCAAACUAUAGUGGGAACAGAGGGGGCACGACUCAUAUAUCAUAUAUCAGUCACAUUACCUGCAAUUAUUAGAAAGCUGUAAGGCACCCAUGAUUCUAAAAUUGAGGUGAGUUGGGGAUUCACCUUGUGGAUUUCAUUAAGGCCCACCUUCCCCCUCACCAUUUUAGCACUGCAUAAAUAUAUUUGCUUCCUUUCACAAGCUUUUAGGAAUUCUGCCAGGUUCUUUGCCAGAUCAUUGUUUUUUCAUUUCAUCUCAUUUCUUUUCAACUUUUAAAGAAGUUUCAUCUCUCCCCUUUGUCAGUCACUGAGCUUUAGUACCUUAAACUCUCAGCCUACUUUUCUUUUCUGUUACUGCUUUAUACUCUACCGGUUACCACAGUCAAAAUUCAUUUCCUUAAUAAAUACAUUGCAAUAUGUUGCAUCUGACAAGCCUCUGAGUUUAUUAUAAGACCAAAAUAGCCAAGCACAUUACGAUAAUUGCAUAUAUCAUUUCCAUAUUUCCAAUGCUAAUUUUGUAUGAGUGUUUCACUGUGGAUUUCAGUCAAAAAAGUUUCAGCUCAGCUGGGGCAUUUUGCUAGGUAUUUAAAAGGUUAUGUGUACAGGCCCACAGAAAACUAAUUUAAAUAAUUUUGCAUAUUGUUAAUUAGACAAUUAUAUGCAAAUUUUGCCCGGCAGAGGAAAACCCUGGUUCUUACUGUCAGGGAUUUCCUGGGAUCGCUACACUGUAUGUAGAUGGGACUCUCUGCCCUACCUACAAUUUGUUGCUAAAAGCUUUUGCUUAUCUACAUGUUAAAGCCAAAAUAAGUGUUUUCCAGCAUUCAGCAUUACUUCUGCCCCUCCAUCACACACAGAUUCUCCUUCUCCAUCCCAUCCAGCUCAUGUCGUAUACACCCAAAUCCCUUGUCAAUUGCAGUAUAGUACUGUCCACACUUGAUAUCCAGCAACCUCAAAUCAGCAUAAAUCACACUUUAACUGAUUCUCACCCAAAUCGUCCCCAAACAGAUUCUUUGCUUAAUGCACACCUCACCUCCACACGGACCCAAAUCAACCUUCAAUAAGGUUACUUCGAAUUAUCUAUCCAGUCAAAAUUAUAUAACCUGAACCCUGCUGUUUGAAAGUCCAGGUUUACUAUAAAUGUCGCACAGAGGUCAGAAGUGAGUUUAUAGAAAUAUAAACAGUUACACAAUCUCCUGGAAGGAAGCCGCAGCAGGAACACAGUAGGUCUGUGUAGGGCAAGCAUGGGAUUGUGCUGUUAUCAACUUUUAUUCCUGUAGAUCAGCCAGUAAUUCAGGUGAAGCUCCAGUGUUGCUGAAAUAGGGGGAAAGGCAGUUUCUCAUAAUUCCAAGGAUGAGAAACUAUGAAAUGAAAUUGUUUAAUAUACACUUUACUGCUGCUUCUCCUUUUGACCUGCAAUACUCUAUUGAGAGAUGCUUGUUCGACUAAUACGGUCAGUCUGUGAAGAAUGGAAUGCAAAAGCUUGGGUAUAACAAAAACAUUGUUUUCAGAAGCUCUUAUUGUAAUUUUUUCUAAAACAUUUGCUGAUUGACUGUGCUUAACUUCUGACACUGUUGAUUGGUGAAACCAAUAUUCAUAUUUAUUUAAACUAGAGCAGUCAAGCCCCAUGGCCCUCUAAAAUGGCACUACUGGCAUUCCAAGACCAGCUCUGUCUACCAUUCUUGGGAGAAGUUGCAAACAUAGGACAGAAGACAGACAAAGGUUUUGAAGAUAGUUGGAAGUCUGAAAGAGGUGCUGUUUCCCAUGAUAUACACACCUGGUUCCUUGCCUCCCCUCUUGCCACUGGAGACAAGGGUUGCCCAUUUCUAAACUGCUUGUAAAACCAGUUUGCUAGAAGCAACAGCGGAAUGAGGGAACACAUCAUGAGCUACUACCUUAAACUGUCUGAAAAAGCUAUCAUCUCUCUAGUUUUCCCCAGUAUAAUGCAUUUGGUAUAUUGCUGUUUUCACCAAUGUACACAUUUUUAUGCAUAAUCUCUCCUAAUAAAUGCAGUUUCAUACACAUUAUUUGUUUGGAGGACUAUGCAAGAUUUGGAGCAGUGGGAAUUUCAAAGGAUGAAUGUGUUUCAGUUCAUGCAUUGUUUCAGGAAGUGUUAAUUAGGUAGGGCAGAGUUUUCCAAACUCUGUGUUGCGACACAUUAGUGUGUCGACUGCAGUUUGUAGGUAUGUUGUGUGAAUGCUCCUCCCAGGGCAGGAAAGACGCUAAUUUAACUUCUGGUUUGCUAGUAAAACUGAGUUACUGUGUCACGAAAUGAGGCAUGUCUAAAAAGUGUGUCACCAACAUGAAAAGUUUGAAAAGCUCUGAGGUAGGGUUUGCCUUUAAAUAUGAACUGAUUGAAUCUCCCCCCCCCCCCAUAGUAAUAAUACUUCACCUUGUCUUCUAAAUUCCCAGAGUCUCCUUUUGCUGUUCCAAGUGAAGAUCAAGAAGCUGCUCAGCUAUUUGUCAUCUAAUCUGCCUGUCUCAUUUUCUUGCUCCUGUCCAGGGGCACUGAGUUUUGCCCGACACUGGGAGGGCUCAUCAUGUGUGUGGGGGGUCACAUGUGUGUCACACAUGUGAUGUCACACAUGUUGAGAGGAGGCUGUGAGGCUCCCCAAGAUUGGGGGGGGGGGCUCAGCCCUGUCCUCACAUACUUCGGGGUGGGGGAGUCCGAGGUGUCCUCAACCGCAUAGUAUUAGUGUCCAUGGUCCUGUCCCUGACUCGCCUUUCCUCUAAUUACCUCUCCUUUUGGUGUGCUGCGUUCUGAAGUUUGGAUUAUGCCUCCAGCUGCCAUGAUGGUGCCAUCAUUGGUAAUUGCUGAGCUUUCCUCCCAUUGGUAUUGAAGGUCACCAGGUUUGGUUAGAUCAAUAUUUAAAAGAACAUCACAUUCGUUAGUGAUGCCUAACGUAUGCCAUCUGUAAACAAUUCAGAAAGACAUCAUUCAGUUAAAAGUCAACAUGCAGACACAGACAGUAUUUCAUAUACUUGGUGCCAGAUUUUGAAAACUGUCCCACUGCUUCAGUCGGAGGGGUUGCAAAACUCAUAAUGAACAUGACGUGCAUUGAAUGAAUUCCAUUCUCUAAUUUGAACUCAUUCACUGUACAAUUCAGCAAAUGCUGUCUAGAUUCUGUUUAUCCAGGUACAACACUCCUAUUCAUGGCGACUCUUCCAGGAACUCUUAACUGUAAGAAGACAAAUGACUUCUCAUUAGUGUAAUUAUUAGCGGUUAGCCUUUGCACAGUCCAUUCAAAGCAUCUCAUGUAACAUUUCCUUGGUAACAUUGCAGAGUAGCAUCAUUUUUAAGACUAGAAACUCAGUAUAUUCAAUUUGAAAGGAAGGAUUGUUGCUCAUUUAUAUGGAUUCCCUUCUGAAUAAAUGCAUUUGGAGGCAGACAUAAGGAAACAAUCGAGACUCUGUUAACUGUAUUAUCAUAUGUUAUUAUAAAUAUACUAAUGGUGCAUUCCUAGCCACAAUUUCAUUAUUUAUCAAUUUAUUUGAUUUCUGGGAAAUGGUCUUAAGACAUCUGAAAUCAUUUUAUGUCUGAAAAUUAGGAGUAGUAGCCUUCACCAGUAACUAGAAUAGUAGGUAUUGAACAAAACAAAUAGGCCUGAUUUGCAUGUUAUGGUAAGCUAAACUUAAAUGUCAUAAGACACUCGUAUUUUGCUGCAUCAGACCAACAUUGCUACCCUUCCAGAAGUCUGUUAUUCAAAUAGUCUUCCCAUUUCAACCCAAUCCAAAAGAACUGUGCGGCGAGUUAUGGGUGGGCAAGCAACUUCUUCAAAAUCAUUCUCAUUACAACAAUUAGCAGUCAGAAUCCUGCCAUUUCCUUUGUCUGUUUGAAGAACUGAGCAGAUCCCCAAAGUAAGCAUAGGAUUUAGAAAGCCUACGCUUAUGUACAGGUGGUGCUGUGGUCUAAACCACAGAGCCUAGGGCUUGCCGAUCAGAAGGUCGGCGGUUCGAAUCCCCACGACGGGGUGAGCUCCCGUUGCUUGGUCUCUGCUCCAACCUAGCAGUUCGAAAGCACAUCAAAGUGCAAGUAGAUAAAUAGGUACUGCUCUGGCGGGAAGGUAAAUGGAGUUUCCGUUUACUGCUCUGGUUCGCCAGAAGCGGCUUUGUCAUGCCCAAAAGCUGUCUGCAGACAAACGCCGGCUCCCUCAGCCAGUAAAGCAAGAUGAGCACUGCAACCACAGAGUCAUCCGCGACUGGACCUAACGGUCAGGGGUCCCUUUACCUUUACGCUUAUGUUCAAGUUGGUUUUUAAGGGUAUGCAUGCACAGCUUUUGCUAGGUAGCUGCUGGAUCCUGUGCUUCUUAGAGGGCAACUUUUCAAGUAACUGUUGUGCCAUGCAUAAAAGAACGUUUACACAGGUGAUCGCCAAGUGCCCUUUGCCAUCAUCGUUCUCUUUAGAAUGUUCUCUUUCCUUCCCCCUUAAGCACUUCUGAAGAUAAAAAACUUAUAUAUGUAGUCUUCUGCUUUAUUUCUUAUGUGCCUCUCUUAUUGUUUUAGGAAAAGCAGCACUCAUAACUUGUUUACUUCUGCUUUGGAAAGCUAUAGUAGAUAAGGAAAUUAAUAAUACUUCCCCAGGGUGACACUACUUGAUCACAUUUUCUUAGCUUUACCUAGAGACUUUAAUCAUAAAUCUUUGUGUUACUGAAACAAAUAAUGGGAUGAACACAAUAGGGAUAACUGUGCACGUUGUGGCAUAAUUUAUUCUUUAUUGGCAAUUAGCUUUCUUAUAAUUUGUUGAUUUUGCCAAUUCACAGACACAGCUGAAUGUUUGACCCCAAAAUAAGUGGAAGACUGCUGCAUAAAUGGCAUGGGCAUGGCCUCAUUACUUCAUUAGUAGCUGGAGCAACUCAUAAACCUUGAUUUUUAUGUGAUUUAAAGAUAUGUCCAGAGAUGGUAACAAUUACAUUUUGAAUAUUGAAAUUGCUGAAGUUUGUAAUUAUCUGAUUUGUUAGUAUAUUUGUCCUGGUCAUAAUGCUCAGCUAUACAGUAUUCUGAAUCAAGAGUAAUUUCUCCCAGAAGUUCUUAUUUGGCUUGGAAUCUGAAAUAUGCCCUGUCACUAUUCAGCAGACGGUGUGCCCUAAGACAGCUGUUUGGGCACAUAUUCAGGAUUUAUUCAUGUCAAUCUCUUACUGUUGUUAGACCACUCAUUGAUUGCUAUGAGACUACACGAACUAUGAAGUCAGCUGUCAUGUAAUGUUAACCUCAUUCAUGCUUAAACGCAAGUAAACUUAAAUUACUGUGAACUGUGUAACUGCAUUACUUGACGAAGCACCCUUUUGUCUGAUGAACAUCUUCAUUGUUUCAUUCUUAGGUUUUGUGAAAUUAUAUGCUCCCAUCAUCCAGCUCUAAAGUCCUUUCUUGUCCAAAGGGGUGUUUCUUUUGGGUUUGAAUUUCAAGUUGUGCACUACCACGGUUGGUAGGUGCAAGACAGGUGAAAACAUACCAUAAUUCCCAGAGAUGAAUGCAAUUAUGUGUAUGUUACGGCACCAUCAGCACAUGUCAGGGCUGGUUCAGCUGCAAGUUCGCACAGAAACUCAGUAAAGUUGACCCUUUAUUCAAGGAAACAGAAUACAAACAGAGAACCUGUAAAUGUAAAAAAAAAUUGCAAGAAAAAUAUUGUUCUUCCCUUUUCUGUCCAUUAUUAACUUGCUAAAUUGUAGCAAAACUCUGUCCUCAUGUGGUCACCUUAUUCCAUUGUGCUUUGUUUCUUUAAAAUAAAUGAACUGAGGCUGCAAUCCUGAACACACUGACUAGGGAGUAAGGCCCAGCAGGUCUUACUUCUGAGUAAGCAUGCUUACGAUUGCAAUGUCACUCAGUGCCGCAUAAAUGCAGGCGAAAUUUAGAAUGCUGCAUUAAUGCACUAAUUAAUGAGCUCCGGGGAUGGAGCAAAUUAAAACUAUUUUUCAACGACUGUUUAACUCACGAAGGGGAAACUGCAGUAGAUAUAAAAGAUGAUGCUACCUAGGAAAGGCAGCUGGAAACUUGGCAAGCCCACGUUUAGAGGUUUCAUUUUUCAUUGCUUUUUCUGCAGAGUUUCAAUUCUUGCAGAAUGAAUCAGCCUAUAAAGUGUUGGGCAGAAACCUCAGUAUUCAUUAUGUGCUAGGUACAUUUACUAUUGUUUCUUCAUGAGAACAACACUUUUAUCAUUAAGUUAAUGUUAAGGAGGACUCUUUUAGUUUCCCCCAUUGCAGUUCCAAUCAGGAGUGCUUCUAGACUUGAAUGGGCUUUCCAAGCAAAGGGCCAGUAACUUCAGAAUUCUUCUGCAGAUUUACCACUGUGAGCUCCCCCCCCCAUUUACAACCUCCCACAAUAUGGAAACAUGGUGUUGUUCUAGGACAACGUGGGGAAUUUAAAGGGUGGGUGUCAUUUAACCACCUAGUGGUGGCGCUGUGGGCUAAACCACAGAGCCUAGGACUUGCCGAUCAGAAGGUCGGCGGUUCGAAUCCCCGCGACGGGGUGAGCUCCCGUUCCCUGCUCCUGCCAACCUAACACUUCAAAAGCACAUCAAAGUGCAAGUAGAUAAAUAGGUACCACUCUGGCGGGAAGGUAAACGGCGUUUCCGUGCGCUGCUCUGGUUCUCCAGAAGCAGCUUAGUCAUGCCAGCCACAUGACCUGGAAGCUGUACACCGGCUCCCUCGGCCAAUAAAGCAAGAUGAGCGCCACAACCCCAGAGUCAGCCACGACUGGACCUAAUGGUCAGAGGUCCCUUUACCUUUACCUAGCACUGGAGGAACAGGUGUGCAGGGGGAGCGCACCGCCCCUGGCGGCACGAUCCCGGUGGGGUGCCAGCGUGGCUGCUCCCCCUGUGCUGGGCACCACGCCCCUGCAGGCAGCGUGCCAUGCCCCCGGGAUGUGUGCCAGCCACGCCCCCACCUGCUUUCCACCCCCGCCGGAGCUUGAAGCUCUGCCACUGCCUAGUAGCCACCUGCUGCUAAAUCAAAACUAAGAUAGGAAAUGCAGGGGGAGAGAGAGAAGAUGGACCCAAUCAAGUGAAGGCAAGAGCACUCAUGGACCCUUAGCAGUUGCCUGAGUAUGCUGAGUGCAUGAUUCCCCAAAAACGCAUUGUUUGCUGUAAUAAAAUAAUGCAACUUUCUCUUACCGCUCAUUUUCCCUGAAUAAGGGAUCCUUGCUGUGAUCUUGCUAUGUGCAGGUGGAUCACCCAGCUAAGCUGAGCAGCUGCAAUGCAACACUCCGCUGGGUAUGCCACGUCUGAUUGCAGGCAGAGGUCAGAAACAUACCUAAAAGAAAAGACAGAUCUUCAGGCACCACAGGGCACAGAACACACUUUGCUGUGUAAAGUCUUGCUGCAAGGAAAUAAUUUCAGGAUGAUUGCAUGGCAACCACAUGGGGUUUUAUUUAUGUCACUGGACACGUGCGAUGUAAAAACUCAUAUUCCUCCUCAACAGGAGGGUGAGCUGACUGUAACAUAUCUCACCACGCUGAUCACCAGGCUUCAUUUGGCUGAUAGGGCUGGCUAGGCAUAUGUCCAUGUACAUCCAUCUCGAAGUUGCAUGCUUUGUGGAAGAGGAUGGCCAUCUCAUAUAGAGUUCCAGGGUUUUUGACAGCUGCUAGAACAGGGGUUGGCAAGGUUUACCUCGCCUGGGCCGGUUCACUCCAGCAGAGUUCCCUCUGUGGACCGGAUUGCAAGCGAGCGUGCGAGCGAUUUCCGGCAUCUGUGCAGACAUGAAUUCCGGCGCCGCAGAAGCAAGUCGCCGUGCCAGUUUAGCGCAAUGCGCAGGGACUUGCCUAGCGGGUGGCACAGUUCAGGGGCAGCUUGUGGGCCUGUUAAAUGACGGCUGUGGGCCGCUUGUGGCCCAUGAGCCUUAGGUUGCAGACCCCUGUGCUAGAACCUCCAUGCAAGCUCAUAUAUUCCUCCUUCUACUUUAUAAAUUUUAUUCCUCCUUCUACUUUAUAAAUUUCUCACUAGAGAGUUUGACACAUCUGUAUGGGUUUUUUAAAGUGAUAUUUUAAAUAAUUUUUGAUAAUGAUUUUUAAGUUCAUUUAUUGUUUCUAUUUUGUUACAGAGAUCCCAGAAGAUCCAGUCAUUGCAGAAGAGUAUUAUAAUGAUGCAUUCGAUUCAUGCUCAGAAACAAGUGAGGAGGAGGAGGAGGAGGAGGAGGAGGAGGAGGAAGAGAUAGAAGUCGAAGAGAUGGUCACAUCACACACUGUGUGUCAAACAAACCGGCAGGUAUACACUUGCUUUGCAGUUGCCCAUUGAACAUAGACUGUUAAGACGGCACUAAGUAAACUUGCAGUGGUACCUUGGUUUAAGAACAGCAUAUUUCAUGAACAACUUGGAUUCAAGAACACUGCAAACCCGGAAGUAGGUGUUUUGGUUUGUGAACUUUGCCUUGGAAGCAGAACAUGUUCCGCUUCCUGUUGAGUGUGUUCCAUUUGUAAAUUGAGUCCCUUGCUGCUAUGGGAAAGCACGCCUUGGUUUAAGAACGCUUUGGUUUAAGAAUGGACUUCCGGAACGGAUUAAGUUUGUAAACCAAGAUACCACUGUUUUGAAAACUCCUCAUUGUAGGCUGCAACAUACAUAUGGUUCCUCACUUUUAUUACUGCAACUUGUAUUCCCUCCCCCUUCCUAAUCCAAACUUUUCCUUUGAUUUCCAUGUAGAAUGUAAAGGAAUUAUAUAAUCACGAGUGGCAGUUAAUUGUGUUUUGAACAGGAUUGGCUGCGAUUCAGUAUUUCCAAAGGCAUCCAAUAUAAAAUAGUAUUUUGAACAAUACCGAGUUAAAUUCGGGACUGGCAGUCAGACUGGGACAGAGUGACAUUUUGUCAAGCCUUCACGGUUCACAUUUUGUCAUGUCUUUGUGGUUCACAUUUCUGUGACAAGAAAAAUUAGGGGAGAAAUGGAUGUGAUUUUAUUGACACCUCUGCCAGAAUUUGAUUCUACUGUUUGUGCCUGUUAGUUUUCCACCCAGUGCACACACAUAAAUUUCUCUGUCAUUAAUGGAUGAAGCAACUCUACAAUCAGGCGAGAGCUAUACAACCCUGGCACAUUUGCAUCUAGCACCUUAUCAAUAAAACAAGACAGUCUCAUCACCUUUCCCUUAUGUCAGCGUAUUUGAUCUUUUCCUUCUUCUAAAUCUCCAUUCUUCAGCAUCAAACAAACCCUUGUUUUCAGCUUUGUAAACUGAAAACGUUGCAGCCUGGGCCAAAAAUGAUCACCGGUGAUGAGACAGGCUAGAUGCUACUAUGGGGGGGGGGGGGUUAAAGUUUUCUCUCCACACAAUCACAAUUUAGAAGUGGCUGCUUACCCAGAAUUGGGUGAAAGGGUGUGAAACAAAAGUCUCUGGUCUUCCUUGAGAUUGCUUACCUUUCUUUUAUUCCCCGUUCAGCUUCUGGUUCAUCCUUUGGAGGCUGAAUCUGUUCAAAUCUGUCUCUGUAAUGGUGGCCCCUGGCCCUCACAGUAUGUUAAGCACUGGUUUCUCCUUGAACUGAAUAGACAAUGUUAAUAGCAGCAGGGCAGAGCAAGGUUUAUGGGUGAACAUAGAAAUAAUAUUGGUGCAGAAAGACCAUAUUAACUACCUAGAGCAGCCAAACAAUGCUUAUCUAACCCCUGAGCAGAAUGAAUAUCCGCUGUGCAUAUCUAGGAGGCAUAGUUAUUCUGUACCAAUGGUAAAAAGUUAAAGGGACUCCUGAACAUUAGGUCCAGUCGUGGCUGACUCUGGGGUUGCAGCGCUCAUCUUGCUUUAUUGGCCGAGGGAGCCGGCGUACAGCUUCCGGGUCAUGUGGCCAGGAUGACUAAGCCGCUUCUGGUGAACCAGAGCAGAGCACAGAAACGCCGUUUACCUUCCUGCCGGGGUGGUACCUAUUUAUCUACUUGCACUUUGACGUGCUUUCGAACUGCUAGGUUGGCAGGAGCAGGAACCAAGCAACGGGUGCUCACCCCAUCACAGGGAUUCGAACCGCCAACCUUCUGAUCGGCAAGUUCUAGGCUCUGUGGUUUAACCACAGCGCCACCCGUGUUCCCUGUACCAAUGGACUGGGACUCAAAACAAAUUUGUUGGCAUAAACCAUAUUCUCCUUCUCUCUCACAGGACUGGCAAAAGACUUAAAACAGUGGUGUACAGUGAUUUCUGAUGAUUGUAACGUUUGCCUCUUAGCAUUUCUCUCUCUCUCUAACAAAUACUGCUCAUUUGGUGAUGUUCCCAAGCCCAAGGUCUCUUUGUUUUCCUUCCGACUACAGGACAGUGAUGUUGAAGCAAUGGUCAGGUACAUGGAGAACAUCCUAAACACCAGCUGUCUAGGUAAGAUGAUGUGCCCUCAAUUUAGGAACAGUUUGAUAACAAUACUGAAUAUUGAACUGAUUUUUCUGUCUCUCCACGACACUCAGAAGACCCAUAAACACAAAUGGUGCUUCUUCUGUCAACCUUUACAGACCACACAUAAAUGUCUUUCGUUUGAAAGAAAAGCUCAUUUCCAAUAACAUCAGCUCCAAAACUAGCAUUGGAAUCUUUUUAAGUCUGCAAGCUUAACAGAAAGAAUACUGAUCAUAAGGAAUAUUUGAUUUCAGACUAGUAUUAUUAUGAAUUUCUUUUAUUUAUUUCAUUAUUAUUUUUGCUUUUCUAUAUUUAGUAUGUGGUGCACAACAACAAAGUUAAAACUGUGACAUUAGAAACCAUAAGUAACCAUUAAAAAAAGAAUAAUUGGAUUCAUGGGUAGGAAAAACUUGAUUAAAAUAAAAUUUUACCAUUUAUCUUUCAUCACAUUAAGGUCAUACUCAAUUGAUUCCAAUGGAUAUUAGCAUAUGUUGCCUUGAAAGAAAAAAACAUUAAAGUCAAUUCAUUUGGAAUUAAUUUGGGAUUGGAUACGAUCCAUCACACUCUUUUAAUAUAUCACAUUUCCCCAUAGACAAGUUUGUAACAAGUGUAGAUUUAAAUGUGCAGGACUUAACUCCUAAAUUCCUGCCUAUGUUGUUUAGCUGUGUGUUUAGUCACUGUAUAUUUUUACUUAAUAUAUAUAUAUAUUAUUUUACUGUAUACAUAUUACUUAAUGUAUUUACUUAAUAAAUUGACUGCAGUCCAUGAAAACUUAUGCCAUAAGAAUUGUGUUAAUUUUUUAACUCAAGAUUAGCAAAACUCGUUGUUGCUUUUGCUGCAAGAAACUGGCAUAGCUAUCUGCGGACAGGUAAAUCAAAUUAGAAGUUGCCCACUAAUGGCAUUUAAGGAUACCAUUCAUUGGAGGGCAAGCUGAAUCAAAAACAAGAUGGGGAACCAUUAGGCAGAACUGAAACACGGCAAUUAUCCAUUUCUUCCCCCACCCCGCCGCACAAAUCGGCACACAACUUUGGCACUGGUUUGGAAUCAAUCAGGCAAAGUUAGGUUUGGGGGGCAUUAAGUCGUGACCCCAAUUUGAUUUGCCAAUUACUCAGUUUGGGAGGCAGCACGAAACGCGGGGUUUGCGGCACAAAAUGGCUCAAAACUUGCACAAAACUUUGGCACCAGGUUUUUUUUUGGGGGGGGGGGCACCUGAAAUUUCAGGGUCACAGGUUAAUAGAGCUCCAGAAAUGAAUGUUUCUCUCCAUAAGGUUCCAUGCAUCGGUGGAGGGUCAAAACCACAUUUGAUUGUCUUGUUGUUGUUUAGUCAUUUAGUCGUGUCCGACUCUUCGUGACCCCAUGAACCAGAGCACGCCAGGCACUCCUGUCUUCCACUGCCUCCUGCAGUUGGGUCAACUCAUGCUGGUAGCUUUGAGAACACUGUCCAACCACCUCGUCCUCUGUCACCCCCUUCUCCUUGUGCCCUCCAUCUUUCCCAACAUCAGGGUCUUUUCCAGGGAGUCUUCUCUUCUCAUGAGGUGGCCAAAGUAUUGGAGCCUCAGCUUCACGAUCUGUCCUUCCAGUGAGCACUCAGGGCUGAUUUCCUUAAGGAUGGAUAGGUUGGAUCUUCUUACAGUCCAUGGGACUCUCAAGAGUCUCCUCCAGCACCAUAAUUCAAAAGCAUCAAUUCUUCGGUGAUCAGCCUUCUUUAGGGUCUAGCUCUCAUACAUCACUACUGGGAAAACCUUUAACUAUACGGACCUUUGUCGGCAAGGUGAUGUCUCUGCUUUUUAAGAUGCUGUCUAGAUUUGUCAUUGCUUUUCUCCCAAGAAGCAGGUGUCUUUUAAUUUCGUGACUGCUGUCACCAUCUGCAGUGAUCAUGGAGCCCAAGAAAGUAAAAUCUCUCACUACCUCCAUUUCUUCCCCUUCUAUUUGCCAGGAGGCCAUGAUCUUACUUAAGUUUCUAAGCGAACUCAAAUCCACAUCUGCCCAGGUUUAGGAGUUAAACCGAGCAUGUUCUUUUCUGAUCCAGCUGAUGUGUACACAUUUGCAUUGCACAUUUGGAGGGUGGAAUUUUGUGUGUGCAAUUGGGAGUUUUGUAAAUGCAAAGGCUCCAGAGCUAUCAGGAAUAGGAAGUAGGCAAGAGGGAGAUAUUAAACAAGUAGAUAAACAAACUAAGUAAAUUGAGUGAGAAGCCACCUUGGAAAUUAAGGGGUAUAUAAAUCAAUACUUUAAUAAUUAAGUAUGCUGGUUUAAUUUGCUUUUUAUUUUUAUGGAAAUCCCAAUUUCUUUUAUUUUCAUUUGGUUUUGGGGGGGGGGGGUUUGGAUAAUGAAAAAGAAAUGUGUCCAUUUCCAAUUUGCCACUAAUUUGCAUACAGUCCCAUGGGAAUUAAAUCAUUCAGAUACAAAAUGAAAAAGCUGCAAAAGGUGCUUGUAGCCAUUUAACACCAACUGAGUAUAUUGUCCACUUCAUUAUAUAACUUAAUUAAAUAAGAGAUUACAGCUUUAGGCCUGCAAUGUAGACAAUGCAUCAUCAGGAGCCAAGAAAAGAUGUGAUACCAACAGAAGAAACUGGAGUGGUUUUUUGGUAGCCAUGUGUUAAAUAUUUGUGCCAGUGUAUCUCCCUGAACACUGGAUCAUAGUCUAGUUAGAACAGGGGUAGCUAUUGUCAUGUCCAGGAGUGACCCAAGACAUUUUGGCACCUAAAGCAAACCACAAAAUGGCAUCCCUCUCCCUGCCAGGGAAGAAGGGCUGGGUGAAUAUCUAAAUCAGGAACAAAGCAGGGAGGGAAGAAAGAUCUACAUCAGGCACUGCUGCCCCUGUAGAUCCUGCUGCCUGAGGCAGUUCCUUCACCUUGCCCUAUGGGUGGACCGGCCCUGGUGGUGUGAUCCAGAUGUUGUUGGCCAACAGUCUGGGAUUAUUGGAGUAUACUCAACACCUGGAGCGCAUCACAUUAUUUAACCGUGGGUUGGAGUGUCAGACUAGGACAAAAGCGAGCCAGGUUCAAAUUCUUGGUUAGCUAUGAAGCUCUCCGGGUGACUGGGCCAGUCACUCCCUCACAGCCUGAUCUACCACACAGGGUUGUUAGGAGGAAAAAAUGGAGGGGAGGGAAGAGCUCAUUGGAGAAUAGGCAGGAUAUAAAUAAACAAUACCUAUGUAACAUCCGGGGAUAUCUUGUUUUCUGUUAACUGAACAAUGUGUUUGUGACAUAGUGGGGAUUGCCAAUACCAAUCAAUGCCCCUUCCUGGAGAGCUGUAUCCUUUCUCUAAAAUACUUUAAAGCUUUUACAUUACGAUCUUUCUACAUAGUUAAAAAGCCUAUCUUGCUUUAGAUGUCAUAUUAUUGGUCAGACAGCAUCUCUCUCUCAAAAUACCAUUUCGAGAACUUCUGGACUUUUGUACGUAAAAGUUAAAGCAUUCUACUUGCCAGUGAGAAUCACAGCCUCCAAUUAAAGCGCAAACAUAGUCCUUUUUGGGCUACAAAUUUUUGAUAUGCCAGCAACCUGUACACAUGGUGAGCCAUCACACAUAUUAAAUAUGUAGUUAUUUUCUGACACGACAGUUUGUGACAUUGGACUGGUGCUUAAGUUUAGCAUUUUCUAGUGAUUUUCUAGUGUUAAAUCCCCAUCCUCGCCCUCCCGCACUUCAUUUAUGAUUUAUCCGUGUAUUAGCUGAUAAGAACAGCCUUCAAACAAAAGGAACAUUGCAUUUGGUGUGUGGGAGGCUUAAAUGGUGUGCUUGUGCUGUUUUGUGUCAUGUGCGUAAAGCAGUUGGUGGAAUUUAAAAAGAUCAAUGUUCAGUUCAUUAACAUUAAUGAAUGCUAAUGUUCAUUAAACAUUUAUGGAUUGCAAGUUGCAAAACGAUGCAAUGUAGCUAUAAUGAAUGGCCCAAUGUGACUGUUUUUGUAUCUUCUACAGUGCUCAAGUUAUGUAACAAUGGGAUGUAAUGCUUUGUGUAGAAGCUUAUCUUGUCCCCACUAAUUUUACUAUACAAACGUUUUCAAAAGUGAUCUUGCGAGCAGAGCGCAGAGGCAAUGCACAAUGAAGGUGAUCCAUUUUAUAGUCACAUAAUGUCUCCACGAGAGUAUAAAUUUACAUGAAUUGGAACGAGUUUUGCAGUAUUAAGCAAGAACUAUUUUUGGCCUUCAUUUUGCUGAUGAAACAUCUCGAGCCGAUCAAAAACGUUUUGUUGUCCCCAGCGUUCUUUGAGAACAAAUCUGUGCUACCCAAAGUGUACUUCUGAAGAAAUGGUGCUGUUGAAUCAGCUUUUGAAUCUAUGCAGGAAAGAGCUCACAGAUUUAGCUGCCAGCAGUUACUAUAAAAGCAGUAUUAACACACCAGCAAUACAGCAGCCUCAUAUGGUUAGAAAGUUGUAACACUUGGGUCGAUGUCCGGGGCUAGGUUCAGUGUCUAGGGGAUAUUCUUCUUUUAUUGAGUUCUGGCUCCUGCCUCCACCCAGGAAACCUGGGACUCCAGUUUGGAUGUCUAAACAGCAGUCAUUCAACAACACACACUCCUAGGAUGUAUGUUCCAGCAAAAAGGCUGCAACAACAACUGGGGUGCAUUGCAAUAAGGAAUUCCAACCAGCAGAAAACAGCAGUGAAGCUCCUCUAGCUCCAAGCCAAUAGGAAGCACUAAGCCAGGUCCAAGGUACUUGGGUAGCCCUAUGCUUCCCCUCCUAGGUAUGUUUUCAUCAAAUAGUGACUCAGAAAGUAAAGGUAAAGGUAAAGGGACCCCUGACCAUUAGGUCCAGUCGUGGCCGACUCUGGGCUUGCGAUGCUCAUCUCGCUUUAUUGGUCGAGGGAGCCAGCGUACAGCUUCCGGGUCAUGUGACCAGCAUGGCUAAGCCACUUCUGGCGAACCAGAGCAGCGCACGGAAACGCCGUUUACCUUCCCAUCGGAGUGGUACCUAUUUAUAUACUUGCACUUUGAUGUGCUUUCGAACUGCUAGGUUGGCAGGAGCUGGGACUGAGCAACGGGAGCUCACCCCAUCACUGGGAUUUGAACCGCCGACCUUCUGAUCGGCAAGUCCUAAGCGCUGUGGUUUAACCCACAGCACCACCCACGUCCCUGAUUCAGAAAGUAAAGCCUAGCAAUUCCAUGUUUUGAGCAUUCAGUAGGAGAGUGUUAAAGGUAAAGGGACCCCUGACCAUUAGGUCCAGCCACGGACGACUCUGGGACUGCAGCACUUUACUGGCAGAGGGAGCCGGCGUACAGCUUCCGGGUCAUGUGGCCAGCAUGACUAAGCCGCUUCUGGCGAAACCAGAGCAGUGCACGGAAACUCCAUUUACCUUCCCACCGGAGCGGUACCUAUUUAUCUAUUUGCACUUUGACGUGCUUUCGAACUGCUAGGUGCGCAGGAGCUGGGACCGAACAACAGGAGCUCACCCCGUCGCGGGGAUUCGAAGUUCAAACUUCCCUCCCCUUCACCAAGAGAAAAGUGAAUCCAGUCUCUCCCUGUUGUCCAGAGGUCACUUCUACUUAAGGGCAAACCAGCAUCCAGCAGCACUCUUGCCCAGGCUAUAGUUAACUGUCAAGAUGGCAAAAGUGGCCCAGGCACCCUUCUGUUUGUUAAUAUAUUCCAACAGUUACAGCAAAACAUGUGCAACUCUAUCCAACAUGCAAAAGGAUGUGGCAUGCUAGGCUCAGGUGCUAUGUUUUCUCUGCACUUUCUGCUUCUGCUGUGUGGUGGAGUGUACAGUGGUGCCUCGCAAGACGAAAUUAAUCCGUUCCACGAGUCUCUUCGUCUUGCGGUUUUUUCGUCUUGCGAAGCACGGCUAUUAGCGGCUUAGCAGCUAUUAACGUCUUAGCGGCUAUUAACGGCUUAGCGGCUUUAAGAAAAAGGAAACAAACUCGCAAGAACUCGCAAGACGUUUCGUCUUGCGAAGCAAGCCCAUAGGGAAAUUCGUCUUGCGGAACGACUCAAAAAACGGAAAACUCUUUCGUCUAGCGAGUUUUUCGUCUUGCGAGGCAUUCGUCUUGCGGGGCACCACUGUAAUGCUACAAUAUGACAAAAAGGGGGAAGGGGUUAAGGAAGAGCUGCAGAAACUAAUCAGGGUCUAUGAACAGAGCGCAACCCAAAUCCCCACGGUGCUUGUAGAAAUCCGUUCCAAGACUUCACACGCAACCCAUCUCUGUAAAGCUCCAUAACAAUGAAUGAGCUGGUUUCUAACUUUAUAAACUGAGCUAAAUUAUUUGUGCAAGAUACAUACGUUACUGGAGAGGGCAAUAAUGUUGCAAUCAGGAACAGGUUUUGUUGAUCCAAUAGCCAGCACGAAGGCAAAAACCUAAUAAAAAAAAUGGGUUAUUUAGUCCAACUUUCCAGAAAGGCUGAGAAGGAUGCCUUUAAUAACAUCUCACGUUAAAGGAAUCUGAAGUAUUAUAGGGAUAAAAAUCCAUUGCUAGAAUAAGAGUGUGCAGACUACGCAGAUCACAGCGACACAUCCUGCAAAUAUAUAUUCUUUAUAUUUUGCCAUUAAAUUAAGACAUCAUGUCCAUGGUGGACUAAAACAACAUCAUCAUCAUAUAGCUUAAGACUGAUUUUGAUCUGUAUUUGGACUCUUAAGCAUAUACACAUAUGUCUUAAAGGUAGACUGUGACGGGAAGAUUAAGUUUAACCUUUUAACUGGUCAAAGGUAUUUGUUUACUUGUAGCAUAGCUGCUUUUCCCACACUCCUCAUGCACCAAUGGAGCUCCACCAAUCUUCGUGGUUUCUAGAAAAAUCCUCUGACUGCUACUUCUCCAGCUGUGCUUUCAAUAUUUGAUGAAAUUUGAAAAACUGAAAAAUAAAAUAAUAAAAACCCAAAUUUGCUUCUUUGUGCAGUUUCUCCUAUCGUUAUAAGAGUCCCCCUUCACAAAAACAUCUUUUACAAGACAUGGUGUAGAUCUGGCAUGUGCUAUCAUACUGAAACCGUCGCUGUCCCUGCUGAGCCAAGUUGCCUUAAUGCGUAUUUAAUAAGCUAAUUCGUCUUUAAUCAAGGCAGCGCUUCCCCGUGACAAAGGUGAAUUGCUAGCCUUUUCUUGAUUGUCCUUGAAUAGCGCUAUGGAUCUGUAGUGAUGGCUGAGGGGAGCAAGGUGAAUGAGGUUGUCCAUCUCUGCAUUGAUCUGUAGGCACUGGGACUGUCACCAGAGCGACUCCGCUGGGACCCGAACGAUCUGGAGUGCUGAGCGGCACCACGGCUGAAACCAAGCUGAGGAGCAUGAGGGAGUAAGUUGCCUUUUUAGAGAUGCUAGUUUUUGCAUGCAUAUAACAAAAAAAACAACUUUGAUUCCAGAAUAUUAAGAUUACAACCACAUCUUUUCUAGCAGCAGUUACGUAUUACUUAAGGAUGUUUUCUCUCUUAUUGUCUGUCAUUUCUUUUGAAGUGAGACAUCAUCUUGUCGGUCUCUGCCUGUCUCUAAACUGGUAAUUUUAUCCUUUUGCGUUAUUAUCUCGGUGCAAAUCUGAUCAAUCAGCUUUACAUAGCCAUGUUCAAAACACUGCUUUUAAGGUUGCCUGCUCUCUUUGACUGUGUGCAAUCCUCCUUCUUUUGUAUAUAAUUGUUAUUUAAUUUUCUGUUUUGCAAUUUAAAACACUCGUUUUACAUCCUUAAAAUAUCAAUGACUUCCCUUCUUCUCUUUCCAUGGUUCAUUUAAAUAUUACAAAUCCCUGCAUAUUUUACAAACCUAUACCAUUCAGUAUUCCAUUAUUGCAUCCAUCAAAACUUAUUUACCCUGUUGAAUUUAUCUUAACGCUGCCAGUGUUUUCAGCUGUACACAAUUAUUUCCCAUAUAUUCAAUAAACGUUUUCCAAUCUUCUCUAAACGUACGUUCUUCUUAUUCUCUUAUUCUAUAUGUUAUGUCUGCAAGUUGUGCAUAUUCUGUCAACUUAAGCUGUCCUUCUUUGGUUGAGACCUUGCUCAUUUUCCAUUUUUGGGCUAACAAAACACGGGCCGCAGUAGUAGCAUACAUAAAUAACCUUCUUUGACACAUGGGAAUUUCAGUCUGAAUUAUACCCAACAGAAAGGAUUCUGGGUUUUUUGGGGGGGGGGGGGAAGUACUUUUAAACAAUUUUUCAAUUCAUUAUGGAUCAUUUCCCAAUACUCUUUUACCCCUUUACAAGUCCACCACAUAUGAAAAAAACGUUCCCUCCACCUCUUUGCAUCUCCAGCACUUAUCCGAUUCAGUCUUAUAUAUCUUAGCAAGGCUACUUGGAGUUAAAUACCAGCUGCGUGCAAUCCUAUACACGUCUGUUCAGAAGUAUGCUCCAUUGAGUUCAAUUAACUUUUUCCCCAAGUAAGUGGGAACAGGACCAGGGCUCCCUCCCCCACAGCCAGAACUCACCAAAUCUGGUUCCAGAACCUCUCAGGUGGGCACCAUUGCUAUUAAAAGAGAACAAGGUGAGUUUUCUAGGAAAGUGUUUUCUCUUUUUCUAGAAAAGGGCACUGAAUAGGAUUGCAGCUAGGCAGAGCAAUCCUGUUGGGGAGAAGCAGAGUGAUGGAUCUCUUGCAGAAGCAGAGUGCUAUGGAGUCAAUCCCAAGCUACCAGUGUCCCACCCCAAGCUUCCUGCUUGCUACUGCUGGUGAGAGUAGUUUUUGCCCACAGCUGGGGCAUCUGCCACAGCAGAGCCUCCCCACCAACGGGACUGCUCUCGGCCAGGCACCUAUGCAGAUCCUAAUCCCUCUCCCCCAGCCGUCAACAUCGUGGGGAGAGUAGGGUUGUGUUCAACAUAACACUCUCUCUCUAAAUCUGUGAGCCACAUUUAAAAGCCUUUCAGAACCAUUGGCAUAAGGCCGCUCCACUUUCCUGUGGGGCAGUGUUGCGGGCAGGCCACACACUCUCCCCAUGCACAGCAGGGGCGUGGCAGUGCCCCUGCGUGAUAGGGGAGUCCCGGCCACAUCAUGCCCCCCAGCUGACCAAUCCAGUUGGCCGGGGGCGUGGCUUACCGUACCUAAGCAGCUGCGCCACCAGGGGAUUUCCCUCUUGGUUCUUCCUUCCCCUACUGGUGGUUGACCCUUACUGGACUACCUGCAUGGCGGGCAGGAGUCAGAUAUACAGUGGUACUUCAGGUUACAUACGCUUCAGGUUACAGACUCCGCUAACCCAGAAAUAGUACCUCGGGUUAAGAACUUUGCUUCAGGAUGAGAACAGAAAUCGUGCUCCGGCGGUGCGGGGGCAGCAGGAGACCCCAUUAGCUAAAGUGGUGCUUCAGGUUAAGAACAGCUUCAGGUUAAGAACGGACCUCCGGAACGAAUUAAGUAUGUAACCAGAGGUACCACUGUAGUCGAUUCAAUUCCAAUGCCUAAGCCAAUACCACUCACAUUCUGUAACCAAUAAAGUUGUGGUCUUAAUUAGAACAUUAACCUAAAAUACUGGUGUCCAUGUGUUUUAUUAUUCAACAAAUGGGGGAGGGCUUGGGACCUUGACACACAAUAGCCAUUGGGAGGCAACAUGAGCUGAGUCCUCUAAACUGCUGUUGGCUGCCUCCUGGCUGAUUAAUGGGAGCUGAACUUUAUUCUUGGGACUUAUCUGUGGCUUCAUGAUUUGGGCCCUUGUGUGUGCCUGACUACAGAAUAACAAAACUUGCAUAAUCGGCUUAGGCAUUUAUACCACUCUCUUUCAGUGAUGGAAUCAAAAGAAAGGGAGGAAAAUGACUCUAAAUACAUGGCAUCUCAUGUUCUUUUUACAAAGAAAUCUAAGAAUACAUGCAAUAAGCUCAGAGUUUAAUGGCAGUGAAUUGUAUAGUGCAGUUUAAAUAUUCAAGAACAUGUAGAUGGGUACAAUGGAAAAGCUUUCAUGGACCAAAAUGUAAGUAAAUUAAGAUUUUGCAGCACAGCAGUGACUGCUUCUCGUUCAGUUCCCAGUGUCUUCCACUCAGCAGCGCACCAGGAUCAGGCACAAGGCAUCAUCAUUACCUGCUGAGUCUAAGUAAAAUUGUCUUUCAGAAGCUGCAAAAGAAAGGCAUUUUGUGAUAUUUUUGUUCUUCCACCAUGAAUGCCCAUGUUUCUUAUUGCUUGAGAUCCAGAAGGAUUAUGUAUUUAAGACCCUUAGGCCAAUGGCGUUGGCAUCAAAUGCCCAUGUCUCUUAAAAAAUCAGAAAGAAAGGUCAUGUUGAAGUAAUUGAUUGAGCACGGCAUGAUCUUUAAGAUUAGCUGACAGCUAGCUAAGAAAAAGUCUACCUUUCCGUAGCAAAGCAGUACAUAGUCCAUGUGAGUGCUUAGAAUAAUGUUGAGACUUUCUAAAUAGCUUCAAUGUGCUCCUGUUGAGCUCAAAGGUUGUUUUACUAUUGAUUUCAGUGAGAACCCCCCCUAACCAGUUCUUGGGCAUAAAAUCUUUCCAAUAACCACAUUGAAAUAAAUCACUUUUAUGUAUGUUUUCUUUCUAUCAGCAAAUUUCAUAGUGUAAUUUAAGUCUGUUUGCCCUCUUCGGGCAGGCGACUUUGUGUGGGCAGGUAUGGUGUCUUCCCUGCAAACUGGCCUAUUGCCAGCCAGAUCAUAAUCCUACCACAAAAUUGGCCAACGGCAGCAGGAAUCCAGGGGGCGUUACCUGGGCGAGGUGUCAACUGACCAGUAGUGGUGCUUGAAUGCCCAGAGGGGGGCUAGGGCCAUACCACUCCUCCAACAGGGACCGUUUGGGGCCUGCCCCGAUUUGACGUGGGUCAUAGGACGUUCCCCCCAUCCUGCUGCUGCUGGCUUCACCCUUAGAAAUCACUUACCUCAAUGCCUAUGGCCAAACCUUUCACAUCUGUAACCAAUAAAGUUGUGGCCUUACUUGAUUCCAAAACUCAAUACAGUGGUACCUCUGGUUGUGAACGGGAUCCGUUCCAGAGGCCCGUUCGCAACAUGAAAAUAACGCAACUACAUCAGGAACAAGCGGGAUUGGGUGGAAUAGAGAUCUGCCAUUAGGAACUAGAGGGGGGGGGGUCCAAAUCAACCUUACUCCAUGGCUGAAGUGGGAAUCACAGCAGAACAAUCCACAGUUUAUUUCAACACACUAAUUCAUGUUUGUUCUGAUGGCACAGAAAAACGGUCAUCAUUGCUGUCUAUCAAACAUAUAAGCGUCUUUUCAACCUCAGGCUAUUAUUCUGGUGUUCUGCAUUAUUAUUCCACUGUAAUAUGUAAUUGAUUUGACAGCAAAUCUUUUUAUCCUUGGUAGAAAAUUAUACUUCUAAACAUAUAUUUUUCAGGAAUGGGGUUUGGAGUGUGCGUGUGUAAGCUUCAGAAGAGGGAGCAGCCUUCUUUGCCUUCCCCUUGUUCUGUUCUUAAAAAUUAGCUAGGCAUUUAUGUUGCAGGUCAAAAAAGAGCAAAUGGCUUAUACACACUAUAUAUCAGAGGUGCCGCACUUUUGGGGGGCUGUGGGACACACAAUCCACGAUCAGCCCAUGGAGGGGUGGUAUUAUUGUUAUUAUUAAUAAUAAAGUUUAUAUACCACCCUUCCUCGGAGGAUGAACAGCACUGGCAGCUUCCCAUAGCACUUCCCUGAACUGAGAGGACCAAAGUUGUGCCAUGAGGCUGGAAGUGCUACAAUCUUUGUCCACGUUGCCUCUAGUUCACAACAUAGCGUUGUUGCAGGGUAAUGUUAUCAAUGCCACAAAUAUUUUGGGAGAAGUAGCAUGUCAGUGGCUCCAGCCACGUGACGCAAUUUUCCUCUCAGAACCUGGCCCCGAUUUUUUAAAAAUUAAAUUACAGUACAACCUCUACUAACGAUCAUAAUCUGUUCUGGAGGCCCAUCUGCUGGGCAAAACCGGACGCUAGUAAAGGCGCUGUUGUGCGUGUGCACAUUCGGCGGCAGCGCGCUUCUGCGCAUGUGUAGGCGGCGACGGCGGCUUUUGCGCAUGCACAGAUGGCAUAACCCGCUUCUGCGCAUGCGCGAAUUGCGGCAAACCUGGUGUUUACUUCCGGGUUUGCCACGGCCACAACUUGGAACGUCUGUGAGAAGAGGCGGAUGUAAGUCGAGGUUCCACUGUAAUAGGGCUUAUGUAAGCAUGGUGGGGGACACGGGUGGCUCUGUGCGUUAAACCACAGAGCCUAGGACUUGCUGAUCAGAAGGUCAGCGGUUCGAAUCCCCGUGAUGGGGUGAGCUCCCAUUGCUUGGUCCCUGCUCCUGCCAACCUAGCAGUUUGAAAGCACGUCAAAGUGCAAGUAGAUAAAUAGGUACCGCUUUGGCAGGAAGGUAAACGGCGUUUCCGUGCGCUGCUCUGGUUUGCCAGAAGUGGCUUAGUCAUGCUGGCCACAUGACCCGGAAGCUGUACGCCGGCUCCUUUGGCCACUAAAGCGAGAUGAGCGCCGCAACCCCAGAGUCGGCCACGACUGGACCUAAUGGUCAGGGGUCCCUUUACCCUUUACCUUUAAGCAUGGUGGAACCCGCUAGGGUUCUUGGGCCUUCUUGCCUGAGGGUGCCAAGUACUGGUACUAGAUUUGGUCACUGAAGUGUUAUCUUUUUGCCUUCUCUACACUGAAUUGAGGUGAGGGUCUCACUCUCUUCGGCUAAAACCCUCUGUCCUAUUAGGACAGCACAAGUAUAAUUUUCAUUAAUGAAGCAUGCAUAUACACUAGUACCUCAUUUUACGAAAUUAAUCCGUUCCUGAAGUCUGUUCUUAAACCUACCAUUCUUAAACUGAGGUGCGCUUUCCCUAAUGAGGCCUCCUGCCGCCAGUGCCCUUCCACCGUUCAGUUUCCGUUUGUAGACUGAGGUAAAGUUCGCAAACCGGAACACUACUACCCAUUUUGCGGAGCUCGUAACUGAAUCAUUUGUAAGCAGGACUGUUCUUAAACCAAGGUACCACUGUAUUAGAUUUUAAAAGAGAGGAGAUUCUGUUUUCAGAAGACAAAUGCCAUUUCCACUUUGUGGUGAACUACAGUCUUCCUCUCUUUUGGUAAGCGUCUAAAGGAUGAUUUAUGAAGCAUGGCUGUGCUAUCUACUUACUCCAUGAAAAUUGUUCAGUGCCUUUUUAUAUAAUCCAGAGGCUGUAAAUAUAUAUGCAUGUAGAAGCUGGUGUUGUGAUAAAAGUAUCUUACUGAAUCAGAUGUCAAUAUUUUCUCCAUAUAUGUUGUGUGUGUGUUGUGAUGCAUGCAUUAGUAUUCCACACACACACACAUUUUGUUAAAGUGCUAUAGAAAGUUGCCAGAUACAAUAUCUGUCCAAUUAUAGUAAAUGAUGGACUUCUAUACGUUAUUUAUAAUCCAGCUCACUUGCUGGCGUUCGUUUUCUGUCGACAGGUCAGCCAUUCAGAAACUGGGAACAGAAACCUUUGAAAAAGUUUAUGAAUUCCUGCAACGAGCAAGAAAGCAGAAUGCAAGUGAAAAUGAAAUCAGAGAAUACCUGGAAAAAAUGGUGUCUCGGGCAAGUGACUGCUUUGAAGUAGAUCAGCUCCUCUAUUUUGAAGACCAGCUGAAGGCUUCUGAAGAUGCCUCCGUGUGACAUCAAAGAAUGGUUUUACUUGAAUCAUCAGAAAUUAAUAAACGGGGCACUGUUCAGAUGGAAGCAGGCAUCGUGCCAUAGGGUUAGGGCAAUGAGUAGCAUGGAGACACUGACAGGAAUUAAUGUAUGCCAUUUUGCUAUCUUCUUAUUUGAGGCAAAUAGUACUCUUACCAUCUCCAGGUGAAAUCAGGAGAUCUUUGAUUGAUUCCUACAGCAGUAUUGACACUUAGAGCUCAAUAAUCAUUGCCUCGAAAAUUGCUGGAUUGUGGUUUCUGAUGGCAUGUGUGCAUAUUUGAGUACUCCAUUGGGAGAAACGGGGGUGUUCAAAACCCGCAUUUCAGCCACGUUUCAAAAUGAUAUGCAAGGAAAUGCAUGAGAUGUGAGGUGCAGGGAUAAUAUGGGAUGAAGGGAAAAGAAAACACUUCACUUUGAUUUACUUCUACGGUGCAAAGAAGGAACUUUGUAAGAAAUUUUUAAAAUCAAUGUUGGGGCUGAAUCAGGUGGUCUCCAGCAUACAUUUUCAGUGUGACAAAGGUGGGAAGGGUUUCUAAAAUCCCCCAAGAAGUUUGCCUCUUUUUGCACCAGUUUUCUGCUGUUUGAUUCUUCAGUCGACUGCAGCAUUUUUGUCUGUUUCAAAAUUAGAUCUUCUUCCUUACAAUCAGUUGGUACUGCAAAGGGAAUAUAAUGAAGUAUGGCUGACGCAGCCUGAUGCCAGCUUCUUCUGCCUACAUACCAGAUGUUGGGAAGAGGGAUGGUGAAGGUUGCCUGAAUGUGUGUGCCAGGGCUGCAUUGCCAUCUUCUCCCCGCAACACCUCCGUGACAAAACAAACCCUACAAAAGAUGUAAAGAAAAAAAGGGGGCAGGGUUAAAAUAUUUGCAGAACACGCAUUGCAGGUGUGCUUUUGCCCUAGUAAAUGAAUUGCUUUGUAAAAUAUUAACCUGUAAAUAUCAUGCUUUUUUUUCUGUUCAUACCAGUGAUCUGUGACUAUGCUUUAUCUAAAAGUCCUAACGCCAGCCUUUCUCUUCCCAUUUUGCAAACGGCACCCUUGCAAAUUAAAUAAAUAAAAAUAAAAUGCCACGUUGUUUCUGUUCAUGCCA